Paramuricea clavata is the source of this 57651-nucleotide messenger RNA. The record is from the annotation of a GenBank genome assembly. Lineage: Eukaryota; Metazoa; Cnidaria; Anthozoa; Malacalcyonacea; Plexauridae.
ACCGUGUAUAUCAUGAACAUCUCAAGGCUUCGCUAAAAGAAUGAAAGUCUAUAGUUACCUAAAAUGAAAGUGAUACCCCACAGUGUUUGAAAGAUAUAUCCAAUUAUUAUAGAAUCCCCGCAAAAUGUUGACCGAAGACCUUGCAAGCGUCUACUACCAAUAUAAGGUUUGUGAUAUGAGUAGGUUGCUUAGCAGCUGAACACGAUUGAGUUUUAUAAUUCGACACAUAGCAUGAUCUAAGGCUAAGCUAUAUAUAUAAAGAUAUAUAGUGAAUGUUUUAUUAAAUCAUGAUGAUACAUGUGUAUGGGGUUGCUUGUUCUCAGGAGGAAAAUGGACAAGUACAAAAAGAUGAAUCUGAGUCCCUCAAACCUAAGAUUGAUGCCCUACGAAAGAACUUUGAUAUGGUGAGUGUUUCAUGUAAAACGUUUGUUAUUCAUCUACCUAAUGUUAUAUACUACAUUUAGUGCAGAUAUAUAGGAAGGCUACAUUAAAAACGUUCGGCUUUUCAAAAUUUACAGUACAACCAAAUCAGUAAAUAUUUAAUAGUAUAUAACCUUAAUCCACUGUAUCCAAUAAUUAUUUUAGCACUAAAACAAGUAUUGUAGACAGUUCAUUUACCAUCGGGGCGCGUUUAUAAAAUUUGGAAAUAAAAAUAAUACGUCUAACGGUAAUAAAAAUAUUUUCAGUACAGUGCGUUUGUCACAAUGAAAUAUUCUUCAAAUUAACCAUUUUAAGUUAUGCAUGAAAACGCGCCGAUUGAUUUAUACUUAACAUUUUUUGUUAUUAAAAUUACUAAAAGAAUUACAGGCGGGAAUGUUUAUUGUUUUCACCAAACUAUGCUUUUCAUAAUGGUCUGAUCUGUUAGUGUUGCUAAAUUUAAUUUAAUAUUUCAUACAGGUCUUCACUUUGUAAAUUUCCCAGUUUCAUAUGUCACGAUUGCCUCUGAUAUGAGGAAAAUGAACUUUUAUCAAAACAUAAAAAUAUCGAUCAAUCGUUCUUGCAUAUACAUGUCCAUUUUUUGUCCGUUUUGCUGAGAAGAACUUUCCAGUUUAAUAGCUUAUUGCAUGCAAAUUGCCGCUUUAAUCUGCCAAUAGCCGUGAGGUAGUGCUGACUGCAUGGAGAUAUAGCCUACCUUCUGCUCCUCCGCAGACCCUCAUUGCCAUUGGAAGGUCACAAACAAUCGUGAUUUUAAAAUUCGCAGUUUCCGAAAUCUAUACCUGCUCUAAUUGCUAUAUAUAUGCAUUUGUGCCGUGGCGGGCGAAAUUUUCAACAUGCAUGUAUGCCAAGGGGGUUUCGGUGUAUAUAUAUAUAUAUAUAUAUAUAUAUAUAUAUAUAUAUAUAUAUAUAUAUAUAUAUAUAUAUAUAUAUAUAUAUAUAUAUAUAUAUAUAUAUAUAUAUAUAUAUAGUAUUAUACAUGCUCUAAGACUACGUCAUGCGAAUCUUUCAGAACAUGGCCAUGGGCAACAAAAGAAUCCCGAGUUGUGCCAUUUGACUGACAUUAGAUACAUUUUCUAAGACAUAUAGUCAAUUAAUUAUGCCGAUUAGCGUUGUUGUUUAAUGUACUAUAAUCUAUAUAACUAUCAAUUCUAAUUGUUUAAAUAUUUUAUCAGUAGAGCUGUAAAUAAUCCUACACAGAACAGAUUGUAUAAGGGGCCGAUUACAUGGAGCAUUUUCAACCCCGGGGUUGAACUCAGCCCUGUUUACCGGGUUGAAAUUUCAGCCCUGUCUGUAAUACAAAACGCUGUCAAAAUCAAACGCGCGAUUACAUGACAAAAUUUUCAACCCAGGGCUGAGUUCAACCCCGGAGUUGAAAUUUCAACCCUGCUAGCUGAAGCAGGGUUGAAAUUUCAACUCCGGGGUUGAACUCAACCCUGGGUAGCUUGCGUCUAUGGUGCCAGGUCCCCCGUGCCCACCAAAAUCCUGCCCGUUGCAAAUCCGGGCCCGCAUAAAACUGAGGGCCUGCCACGCAGGCUAAACCCUGGGUUGAAAAUUUUGUCAUGUAAUCGUUUCAACCCAGGGCUGAAAUUGACUUAUUCGAGCAUGCGUGGUAGUGACUAUUUAUUACAAGAAAACAAAAUUAAGGCUUUUUUACUUUCGGGAAUCGAUGCCGAGAACGUAUAUAGCGUUUCAACGCCGGGGUUGAAAUCGUCCAUAUAAUCGCAAAAAAUUUCAACCCGGUUAACAGGGCUGAGUUCAACCCCGGGGCCGAAAGUUCGCCAUGUAAUCGGCCCCUAAGCUUACGUACAACACACUCCACCGGAACGAAAUAAUACCGGCAGAGUUUACGUGUGUUCCCACAACGCCGUUAAAGUUUGUUUACAAAGCAAAGAAAUUUAAUUAAACGAAAAGCAUUUAUGAGCGGUACAAAAAAGUAAGUUUUUGUUCACACCAAGAAAAAAGUAAGUUUUUGUUUUAAGUUCGUUUUUGUUCACACGAAGCCGCCAAGUGCUUCGUUUGCAUCUGGCUCGUUUAGAAACCCUGCUCAAAUUGUACGGCAAAGUGACGUUUUCAAACAAUUUCGCUCCGGCCGGCGUAUAGUGUGAACAUGACGGCUAUAAUUGCAUGCUUGUCACUUGCUCCUAAACAAUGUCUGUAACUAGUGUUCGCCACUGGCUGUUUCAAGAUGAUCACUGACCUUUUCAAAAAUGAUGCUGUUUCGAUCCUAAACGGUAGCGGCGAACAUGCAUAUAUACCGCGUGCAUUUCAUGAAUAGGGGUGGCGUAAUAACCAAAACAACGAGUAGAAUUUAUAUUUUUUUCUUCCAGGCUUGUGCGGCAUUCGAUUGUAUUGCGGAUCACGAUCCGGAAGAAGGUUCAGCGAAACGAAAAUUGGAUAUGGUAAUAUAAUUAUUAAGCAGAAUUUUUGGUCUUCAGUACUACUAAGUAAACUUACAUGUAGACAUACGAGACCACGGGCAGAGGAGGGGCAGUUGCCUCCCAGGAGUUUAGAAACUUUGGGGGGGGGGGCAGUCCAUCCUUGUAGGUGCAUGAAUAAUGAAUGCUGCAUGGGUUUGGUGAAUAAUCCAAGUGAGUAUAUAUAUAUGCACAAUUUAAGACCUCACCGGAACAAAUGCUAAAAAUGCAACACUAUAUAGGACCUCUGCAUGGCAGGAAUCGAACAUGCAGCCCUGCGAUUCCGGUGCAGCGCUCUAACCAACUGAGCUACAGAGGCCAAUUGUCGAGGUGUAACCGCAAGUUCAUGUAUAUGUAUAGAUUUUGGUUAGAGCGCUGUACCGGAAUCGCAGCCACAGCCGUAGGUUCGAUUCCUGCCAGAGGACCUAUAGUGCUGCAUUUUUCGGAACCGUUCCUGAUUUUUAGGAAUUAGGAAUUAGGAUUUAUUCAAAUUACAUCGCAGCAAAAGCUGAAUUACGUAAUAGUUACAAAACAUUAUGUAUUAAAGUGUCGCAUCUAUUUACAUUAAUUAAAAAUAUUAAAAGUUACAGCUAGCAUAUUCAGCAUGACUUAUUGAACUCAUUGCACAUGGCAAAGAUAAAUGAGUUUUAAUAAGAGGAAUAUUAAAAUUGUUUUCGUUUCUUAAAAAGUGGCCCGAAUUAUGUCUCUCAGGUAGUAAAUGAUAAAUCUUAUGAUUUGUAUCGAGCAUUACACAUCGAAACAAAUUGUCACAUAGAUUUUUAUGAUGGUUUUCCAUAGGUUUGAUGUUCAAAAGUUUAAGAGCAUCACGGUAUAGACCACAUCUGGCAUUAUGAUGGUAAUUGCUCUUUUCUCCAAACGUAUUAAUUCAUUAGCCAUUUCGAUUCCCAAAGUCCUGGGUCUAGUCGCGCGAAUCCCAUGUUGGAGGGACAAGAAAUAUGGCAGCACAUAUUUAAAUUAAAAGUUUAACGUAAAAAGGAGAUAUUUCAUUUUUGGUCGUCUAAAAAGUUGAUAUUUGAUAGUAGAUAUUUCUACUCUUUCACAUAUUUGACGCCUGUCACCAUAUAUUUUGUCCCUCCAAAUGCACUGUGAUCUCUUUUGGGAAAAGGCUAAUUCUUUAGGUACUACGGCAAUGAAUAGUAGAAUGCAGGUAUUGCAUAAUCAGCGACGGAUCUGAUACACGAAGUGUAAAACAAUGCUAAAUCUUUCGAUUCAACUUUAGCGCGUUUUAGUUGGGAGAGAAAGUACAAUCUCUUAUUUACUUUCUUUACCACGUCGUUAAUGUCGUCCAAGUUAAUUUACGAUUGAUGGUAAGUCUUAACAAUUUAAUACCUAUGUUUAAUACUUUCUACGACGUCCAAAUUUUUACCAUUUACAACUAUGGGAUCCAUGCAUGUCAAUUGGGUUUACGUUGAAGGAAAUGCGUAGCUCUUUGCAUUUUUCUGUAUUUAAUUGCAUUUUGUUUUUAUCUGACCAGUAAAUUACUUCAUCGACUAGGUCUUGAGCUUUGCUAGUGCCGUUCUUGAAAACCAUUUGUGGAAUCGUCCACGUAUUUCCAGAGGGGCCCUUGGGAGAUGUUUAAGUCGUUUAUUAAGGGGAUAAACAGCCAGGGACCUAAUUUGGUGCCCUGGGGCACACCAGAAGGAACAGAUUCCCACAAUGAAAAGCUAAAGUUUCCUAGUUUGAUUCUUUGAAGUCUGUGGGUGAGAAAGUCAAUUAUCCAGCUAGUAACACUGCGAGGUACUGCAUGCAUAUCCAACUGCGAUAGCUUUCUGAACAAGAUUGAGUGAUCAAGGAGAUCAAAGGCUUUUCGAUAAUCGAACAGUAUUGCUCUUAUGAUCGAUCCGUUUCCGUCCGUUCGAUGAAACCAAUGAUGCAACAUGCUAAUAAGUGCCAUUGUUGUAGAGGAUUUUGGAAUAACUCCAUGCUGAUGGGGGUCGAUCACCUUUAAAACAGCUGGCUUAACGUAUUCAUUUACCAGGAAUUCUUCAGCAACUUUAGAAAUGCACGAUGUGAAAUCGGUCUUCGGUCUUUCUUUGUUUGUUGGACAAUCUUUGUUUUUGGCAUGAGGGGAAUUACAUCAGCCUUCUUCCAAAGAGUAGGAAGACAUUGCUCUCCGUACGAUGCAUUAAGGGCAAGCGAAACAGGAAGGGCGAGAAUUAAUGAGUAUUCCUUUAAACACCAGUUAGGUAUGUUAUCUGGGCCAGCUGCUCUAUUGAUUUUAAGUUUUGAUAAAGCUUUAUGCACCAUAAAUUUCGAUACAUUUGGAAAAACAGGUGAUUCUUCCAAUGGAAGCUUGGAUAACGGAGAUUGUAACCUGUAUUCGUUCAGUGGAUAUCUAAAAACGCCGCGUUGAUCUUAUUUGCUUGAUCUUCUAAGGACAAAUUUGAGAACUCUUCGACGUUCAUUAGAUUAGAAAGUCCCUCAUUGGUUUUGAAAUUACAAAUACGUUUUACCUCGCUCCACCAUUUCUUUGGGUUUUCUUUUCCCAGAUUAUGAACAUUCGCUUCAUAGUACUUUCCCCUGCAUGCUUUUCUCUCUGAAUUGACUAGGUUUCUAUAAUUUUUGAAUUCAGCUGAAUUAGCACCAUACGUAUAAAGCGUCUUCUGCCUUUUAAUGAGUGUUUUUAAUCUAUGAUUUAUAUUUUCUUAGUUGGCAUGAGGAGGUCUAGGCCAGUUAGUACAACAUGGAAAAUGUUCCACAUGUUCUCACAAUUAUGUUCAGCCAGCUAGGAUUGAAACCCAGUUUAUUGAGCUCAGAUAUCUUCCCAAUUCUGCUCUAUGGCUUGCUUGACGAUCACGUUUUAUUAUCAUCUUCUUCUUUCUAGUAUUGCAAUCUUUAAUUUUUGGUGUAACCAUUAUGGUGUUGUGGUCUGAGAGUCCAAAAAGAGAAAUUAGGCGUAAAUUGUUAUGCUCACUUGAAUUAUCCACCAAACCCAGCAUUCUGGUUCAACCAAGUAAAUUAGUGCAAAAAACCACAUCUUUCGAAAAUGAUUAAUAUCGACGAAUAUACAAAUAAGUGUCUUUGUUUACUACAGAAAUAAAGAGUCAUUUUUCUAAGGUAUAAAUUUUUUGGUACUGAAAGCCGGGCAAUUUCCAUCUUCGUUGGGCAAAGUGAUUUCUUCCGCCCUAUUAUAUAGUUUUAGAGGAAACUAUGGGACUGCAAUAUUUGAUUUGUUUUAUUCAGGUAAUGGAUCGGCUUCUAAACAUCAAGAGCAUAUUAAAUGUGAGUAUAUAAUAAGAAUAAUUAGACAGAAAUUACAUUAAAUUACUUCAAUCAUGUAUGUUUACAUAUGCUGAAGCUGACUGUUGAAGAAAUUGUACGUUGACGUUGACGUCGCAGACCGCGUCCGUUGCCACAAAGAACAUAACAAUCUGUUGAAGAUCACAUGAACUAAUCAUAUUUAAUCGAAGAUUGCUUUAAAUUUCUUUACUGGAAAUUUUACGACACAUCUUACAGUAUGCAUGCAGGUGACCACGGCAAUUCAUGCACUAACAUAUGAAAGCAUAUGAUUCGCUAUGAUGAAUCUAUUAUAAACAAGUAUACAUAUUUAUCUUUUUUCCGAAAUGCAUGGCAACAUGUGACAUUUCAAUGACAUUACAUGAAGUCUUCGAAGCCACGCCCAACCGAAUUAAAUUCGACACAUGUACACGGCAAAAAACGCCGAGCCCGUUGCUUAACAGGAUUGAACAAUGUUUUGCUGCCCACGUUGUUCACACUUGUCAACAAUAUUGAACAAUAUUGUUGAGCCUGAAUCGGGUGUAACAAUAUUGUUCAAUAUUGUUGACAGCUAUGAACAAUGUGGGCAGCAAAGCAUUGUUCAAUCCUGUUUUCAUCACAAUUGCAGCAACCUGAGCGUUUUUAUGCGUGUAAAAUGCGACGUCUGAAACCAUGUCGUACUUUGCUCGCAUUAUAUGCGACCGCAUCUUUAUGCUCGACCGUAAUUAGAAACGUUAAAUUUAAUUGUGUAGGGUGUUGACUUAUAUAGGGUUGUUGUUGGCUUAGGGUUGUUGUUGGUUUAGGGUCAGGGUUGGUAACUUGGCCUUUUUGCGGCCAAAUAACUCGAUUUUGGCUUUUUUAUUUCUUGUUUGGCCUUGAAAAAAAUGUUUGGCCUUUUUGGCUCUAUUUUGGCUUUUUCAUCAAGUGACAGGAAUUUUCACUAUUUUUUAGUAUAAUUUAUUAUGAAGGAAUGUUAAACCAUUAAGCAACAUGUAAGAAUGUAAGAAUUGUGUACCGUUGAAAUAGGAUAACCUAAUUUUAUUGACACUCAAUCAGAUCUUAGGAAAUUCAGCCAAUCGUAAAGCUGAAACCAAAGACAGCAUUGUAGCUAUAUGUCUUCGCAGAGGUCCGCCCCGUAGUGUUUUGCAUAAACUAAUGAAAAAGUAUUUUGCAUAAACUAAUGAAAACAUUUGCUUUAAAAAUCAUUUGGGACUUUUGAGUUGUUAGUAAUACGUUUUUCAUAUAAUUCAUUAUUCAUUUGUGAAAACUGUGUAACACGCGUAUUUUUUGCUGUUUCAUUUUACCAAACCAUUUCAUGUUAUGUAAAAGUUGGAGACAUUUAAUAAAAAAAAAAGAAUUUAAAAUAUGCUGCAAGCUUGCAGCCAACAUUAUUUUGUAUAAUUUGAAUUUUUUCAUCUAUCCACAUACUGCGCUUCUCUAGCCCUAGAGAUAGCCUGACCAAUGUAAGUCGAAAAUAUUGAUAAGAUUUGGCUUUUUUCAAAAAAAUGAAAUUUGGCUUAAGGUAAUUCCGCAGUAGUUGUUCCCGAAAUGAGAAUGUGCUGAAACUUCCCAGGCAUGGAGUUUAUGAUAUACUUAAAGUACAAUCACACAAAAAGUCGGGGUCACCGAACUGGUUAAGAAGAUAUGACAAUCACAAUAUACCACCUUUACCCCAAUAUGGCGCCAUCUUGACGCUCAUUACGAGUAACAGCAAACUCACAACAGCCCGAUAUUUAUUGACGUUUUUAGCGCGGACUUUGCUUUAGUAAACCUAUCUUGUAAUUAUUUUUGAAAAAAUAUUGUGUUUUGAGCAAAAUGAAACUACUAACGUGUACAAUUCUGAUCCACAAAUGUCUUUUCCACAUUUCUUAACAUAUCUUUCCGUUUGAGAACAUGCAUUGAUAAAGCAUUUUUUUCAAGAUCCAAAAAUGAUUUUUCUUUUAAUUUCGGAUAUGAAAUAUAAAAUGCAUUAAAGAAAUAAAUUAUCAGUUAAAAAACGGGGGUCGCCGAUCUUUUUAGGGAAUUGUGGCAUUAAAACGUGAAAUACAAGUAAAUAAAUAUACUACAGACACAGGGAACCCUAGCUACACUUUUGUAUGCCUUUUUUGAAAAAAUUGAUUUUAACGUAAUUCUUUCCACGAAUGUAACCAAAGAAGUUUUGAAGUAACAUAAAAUUGUCAUAAAAUGAUUUUUUUUUCGGGUACGUAUAGUAAAAGUGCGCAAUGCAAAACUGCGGAAUUACCUUAAUUUAGUAGAAUUUGGCCUUUUUUUAAAGGUCAUUUGGCUUUGUGCAUGCGCGAAAGCCUACCAACCCUGUUUAGGGUUGUUGUUAAAGAAUUGAGAACGCGGUCUAGAGACUUGAUUCGGAUUGAUGUUGGAGAUCAAUCUUAAUACGAAGUAAAAUAAAUUUAACUAUAAACUAACGGAGCAGUCUAUAAUAUUCUACAAAUAUAUGUAUACUAUAAUACUUUUGUUUGUGGAAACACCACGUAAAUAUAUUACUGCAAAGCUUUCGAUCCGUAAGCCCGGAUCUUCAUCAGUGCUAAUAAUAUAUAAUAUUUGCAGUAAUAAAUUUACGUGAUGUUUCCACAAACAAAAGUAUUAUAUGUUUUAUCGCCAUGCAAACCUACAAAGAACUUAUAUGUACACUGCUUUCUUAUAUAAUAACAUACACAAAAAUAUUACUCGACUGUGAUUAGUUGAUUCCAGUGGAAUUAAUCUCAAGUAGCAGUGCAAAAGUCUGUAAAAAACUGACCUAAUUGGUGGGAAAAAACUGGGAUCUAAAAUUCAAAACAAAACAAACAUGGCGGCCGCGCCACAUAUUAAGUAAAAGUUAAGUUCGGGUGGAAAAUAUGCCGUAUUUAUCUCUUUUUAAAAUGGAAAAGACUUUAUACCUUAAACAAGACUAGCAAAACAUACGUAUAUUUGAGUGACAUUUUCAAGCCGUUAGCUUUGUACAAUGUGAUAUAACAAAGCAGGAAAACUUUGUCAGUGAACGGUUCGCUAUAAACGUAUAAGUUGAAACUACAAUUGUCUCGAACAUUUUUAUGCAUAUUAUUAAUACGUAAUAGGAUGGUUUCUCGGGAAAUUUGGAUAAACACUCGUGAGUUUUUCAAUGACCUUCAAUAGCACUCGUCCUUUGGACUCGUGAUAUUUUAAUGCUCUUUGAAAAACUCACUCGUGCAUGUUUUAUCCAAAUUGCACUCGAAACCAUCCUAUUAAUACCUAUAGUAUACUAAUACCUGUAAUAGUGAAUGCUUUAUGACUUGUAGGAAGAAACAGACCCUCUUGACUUUCGUUACAGAACAUAUCAGAACAGGUUAUCAGAAUAUGGUAAGUAUUAAUUUGCCAUGCAAGUGUUAUGGAGUAACAUAUUGAUCAUAUAAUUCAUCAUAUAGUUCGCUUCAAGUAUAAUCUACUUAAAAGCAUGGUUGGAAAAGAUAGCGGACCGUAUGGGACCAUUCGAUGCAGAGAAAAUUUUUAUGUGGCAGAAAGAAAAUAGGAAUUUUUCAAAAUUUGAAGAAAAAACAAAAGAAAAUAUUAAAAUUAAAACAGCCAAUACAUCGUCCAGGGGUCGGUUGUUCGAAAGUCGAUUAGCUUAACCCUAGGUUAAUCUAAACGUCCAAGCAAACUUGCUGACAGCUUGUCUAUAAAUUUGGAAAUGUUUCUUCAGAAAUCUUGGCUGGGUCGAUUGGAGUUGACUUCCCUGAAGUUUUGAAAUAAACAGACGUGCAGAAAUACAUGCAAAAACCAAAACGGCGGGUUAAAUUUUAACCGAGGGUUUAGCGCUGAUCACAGUGGCGACGCCAGGCCUCAGAAUUUGGGGGGGGGGGUGGGCAACUAAUAUUUAAAUGUGGCAGCGAUAGAAUUUUUAAAAAGGUACUGCUAUUUGCCCAUGCCGUUGUCACAGGACUUUUGUCCCCCCCCCAGGAGAUUCGCCCCCCUCUCAAAAGGGGGCAAUAUUCCUAGGAAUACCGCCCCCGGGGGACGAAUAUCCUAGGAAUAUCGCCUCCCCCCCCCCAGAGGGGCGAAUGUCCCAGGAAUAUCGCCCCCCCCCCCUUUAGGAUAUUCGCCCCCCAUAUAUGCGAUGUGGUUUAUUCAAAUAAUUUCGUGAUACUUUCAUCUUAUUAGUGCCUUAAGGCUCAUACAGACCGGACGCUAUUUGGCAACGCGACGCGAAUUUUCAGUUUUCAAUGAAAUUUAACUUUAAUAUUUUUCAUUGUUUUUCAAAUAUUCGGGACCACUUAGCAAUUUUAGCUAUUUGGUCUGCAUACCUUGUAAAACUUUUAUCCGUUGACGGUUUUAUUUGUUUUUGAAAACUGAAAAUUCGCGUCGCGUUGCCGAAUCGCGUCCGGUCUUUGUGGGCCUUUACACGUUUGAGAAUUUAACUUUGCAAAACUAAAGCUUUUUUGUCUUUUUUGAAACGUAUUAUUGGAGUAUUGGCAAGUUUUACCAUUCAGAGAUUUACAAACUAAUAUUGAAACUGUAAAAGACAGUUUCAUGUAUACGCGCAUUCACUAAUGAGUGAUGUCAACUUAUAAGCCAAACAUUUUCCGAUAAUGACAAAACGCUUGUGUAGCCUUUAGUCACACUCAGUUACUAAUAAUUUUUUUUGAGGGGGGGGGGCAAAAUGGGGGAGGGCAAAAAUAAUUUUGGGGGGCAUUUGCCCUCCCCUUCCCCCUCCCCCUGGCGCCGCCACUGGCUGAUCAACCUAUGAGCAACCGGUUCCAGGUGUCUGCGAGCGAGGCCGGGGAUGAGUAAGUACAUGGUAUAAGUGCAGAUAUUGAACUGGUUGUUAAGUAUAUAGGUCGGUGGACAGCACAGUGUUCACACUGGAUAUUUCUUCAUUUGUACAGAAGUAACGUUUGGCAGCCUAAUGAAUACUUUGACUAUUCAAAUUGAAGACUUUAAAAACGAAGUUUUGGAAAGCAUCGAGGUAAGCAUGGAUGAAUUUUAUACAUAUAGAAUUAUGCCAUUUGCAUAAUUAAUUAUACCAACAUGAGCUCCACCUUUGAAUUUACUAUAUGAGUAAAUUCUUAAACACGUCCGAAUUUAUCAUUAUGAUAAAUUCGCGGCACUUUUUGAAUUUAUCAAUAGAGUUAAUCAUAAACCCCACAAGCAUUACACAGGAUUUCUUGUUAUAAAUGUAAUGGCACUAGAAGGGAGGCAGGUCGCGCGGGGUUUGGGAGUUUUUCAAUUUUUUUUAAAAAAAUAGUUUUUAAAAAAGUUUUAAAAAGUUUUAAAAGAGUUUUGAAAAGCGAGAAAAGUUUAAAAAGUUAGAUUUUUAAAAAAGUUAAAAAAAAUUUAAAAGUUAAAAAAGUUAGGGGUUAGUGGUUAGGGGUUAGGGGUUAGUGGUUAGGGUUGGGGUUAGGGUUAGUGUUAGGUGCCGCGAAUUUAUUAUUAUGAUAAAUUAAAAAUUUGCCGCGAAUUUAUCAUAAUGAUAAAUUCGGACGUGUUUAAGAAUUUACUCAUAUAGUAAAUUCAAAGGUGGAGCUCAUGCUGAAUUAUACAGUAUUUUCUCUCAUGAAGACGACUGUAUGCGUCAUGCUGCGGGUAUUAGGGGGAUAAGGGCUUAAGUGGCGAAAUCGCCAGAGAGAUGAGUACAUGUAACGCUUAUAGAUUAGCGAGUUUCACUCUUCCUUCAGUUGAUGGGAAGAGUUAUAAUCUAUAUUCAGGCAAAACUCCAGCUUCUUUGCUUUCUCUGCUUUCCUUCCACUGGGAAAGUUCAUAGCUUGACUUUUCAGACAUAGGUAGUAUUUGGAAUUUCCAACAAGGCCUUUCAUAUUAAGAGAAUAUUGGAACUUGAUGCAGUGGUCUUUACCGUUAUAGCUAUAGCGGGGGUUCCAGCCCAGGUGGUCGAUCAUGGAAGAGACUAGUUGUAAUCUAAAUCUCCCAUAUAAAUUUGUGUGUAGCGCACGGGAACAAUACGUCCAUCCAGUGUUGCCCGGCUCUCUGGAUAAGGCUUUGUGAUGGUUGGGGCGCCAAGUCUACCAGUUCCCGCGAUUGGCGACCUAAUAACGCAGCGGCCAUUCACCCCUAUCGGCACGGUACCUUCUGGUUGCGGGUAUAAUUGUUUGUCUAACCUCCACUAGAUGGGUUGUCUACCAAGAUUGAAGAGCCCCAUCUGCCCUGGUUUGUGGUCAGAGUUGUCCCUCUCCUAGGAUGACUGUUGGUUAAAACUAACGAGCUCACCCUACCCGUAGCGCUGGUUAAUUGAGGGCGCCUGUAUCUCGCCUUUCGCCCCUUCUCCUGCUGGUUACAAACAACUUCGCCACCUGAAGGCCAGGAGUUGGACUUACGAGAGGCUCUAUUUUACGCAAGCCAAUGGGGCAUUUUAUAAGCGUAGGAGAGCUCAUUUUCCUACACCACCCCAGCAAUAACAGCCUUUGAAGUUUUUGCUCAUUGUUUCAGCUAUAUAUAACUUUCUUCAACUUAUGUAGGAUGGUCUAAAAAGUGCCAUGGACGUUGCGACAGAAAAUCAAGAAUUAAAAGGUGCACGUGUUCAUUUUACCAACAUCCAACAGAGUCCACCAUUGGGCGGGUUAUAGGAAUAUAGUCCAUUUCAUAGUGAAUGGUUCUAUAUUUGGUCAUAAUUGACCAGGUCAUGUUCGAUGAUGUGAAAUAGACUAGGUCUAUCUCGUAUUUUGUGUAUAGACGUAAAACGACCCUCUAUAUUUACGACCCUUAAUGUGAAAGGGAAAAUACAUCUCGACGUUUCUAGCAAACAGCGGCCUUUGUUAGGAGAACUAUAAUUAUAUACUAGGAAGAUAUAUUUUACGUUUACAAUCGAUGACAAUUAAUUAUAUUUUGUGUGCUACACCACCUUUUAACUAAGCGUUAUCUUCCGUUAACAUGCAGUUUUACUGAAGCGAGAAAAAGAAGAAGUCAUGCAUCAACAACAAAGGUAUUAUGUUUCUGAUAUUACUCUUGAGUGUGCAUCCACACCGGGCAAGCUGAAAAGUUUGCCUGACCACGGUGGGAAUCGAACCCGCGACCUUUGGGAUACUAGUCCAAUGCUCUGCCAACUGAGCUACGAUGUCAAAUCGGUUCGAGUAGCUCUCGUAGCUAGCUCAGUUGGUAGAGCAUUGGACUAGUGGCCCAAAGAUUGCGGGUUCGAUUCCCACCGUGGUCAAGCAAACUUUCCAGCUUGUCCGGUGUGGAUGCACACUCAGAAUAACAUCAGAAACAUCAUUCAUAUUCACCUGAGUACAUAACUUCAACACACACAAAAAGUAUCAUAUCUCAGAAUACAUUGAUAUCGAAAGAACUAGACUCAGUUCCGAAAUAUCACCAACUCGAACCGACUUGAUCUCGUAGCUCAGUUGGCAGAGCAUUGGACUAGUAUCCCAAAGGUUGUGGGUUCGAUUCCCACCGUGGUCAGGCAAACUUUUCAGCUUGCCCGGUGUGGAUGCACACUCAGAGUGACAUCACAAACAUCAUUCAUAUUCACCUGAGUAGGCCUACAUAACAUCAACACACACAAAAAAUAAGAAAGGUAUUGUUACGAUCAUAUAUAAAAUACAAGCAGGAAAAACUAGACAAAACUUUAUUUUUGCGCACUCGCACUCAUUUCGUUCAAUUAUACAUAUUUUAACUUUUUAGUUGAGCUAGCAAAUAUUUAGUUAAUAAGUAAUGUUUAACAUUUAGUUAUUACACUUUCGAAUGCCAGAAUACAGGGUUGUACGCGACAGCGACCUUUAAUAAGCACUUCUUACCCUAUUCGUUUCGUGACAUCUUCAUACCACAUCAUAGUACAUUUUGUCUGAUCCAACUGACAACAUAGAACCCCCACUGACACUGUUGUCAACAGUAAGGUAUUUAACCAUUUUGUUUAAAAAAUUAUCGGCACCAGCUGUCACUGUCGGGUUAUGUCGUUGUUUCAUCACACCGCUCAAAAAUGCCAUAGACUGUUUAGCGACCAACGCUGUUGCGAGAUUAUCGACUGGCAUCUUUUGAUGGCAUGGAUCAAAGAAUCACUAUUACUCAUCGCCCUAAUUAAGACAGUUAACGUUUUAGCCACAACUUUGCGGUGACAGAGAAAAACACAAUCUUGGCAACCUGCAGGAAGUUAGAAGAACAACUUGAAGAGAAAAAUAAACAAAUACUACAGUAAGUUCUAUAUGAUUCGUACUUAUUACUUUAUAUGAUUCGUACUUAUUAUUAUUACGUACUUAUAUCACGACCACAUCAGCACUUGUGCUGCGAUUAGACAAAUAGUGUUGAAAUAAAAGCUUUUGUAUUGUAUUGUAUUGUAUUGUAUUGUAUUGUAUUGUAUUGUAUUGUAUUGUAUUGUAUUGUAUUGUAUUGUAUUGUAUUGUAUUGUAUUGCAUUGCAUUGCAUUGCAUUGCAUUGCAUUGUAUUGUAUUGUAUUGUAUUGUAUUGUAUUGUAUUGUAUUGUAUUGUAUUGUAUUGUAUUGUAUUGUAUUGUAUUGUAUUGUAUUGUAUUGUAUUGUAUUAGUUAUUACUUUUGUAUAUAUAUAUGCAUAGUUUAUAUUCAUUAUUUUUAAACAAUGGGUGGCUGUUAACUUUUAACCAUUGUCGAAUGUAAGCCAACUAGCAGUCUAGUCUAUAACAUUUCUACAUACAAGUUGAAGCUUCCAUGCAUUGGUGGAAUAUUCUAUUUAACAGGUUGCAAAAGGAGGGUACGGUUACACUGUGGAGGAGGGAAAAAACAAAACUACUUGAUGGCAUCAAAACAAAGUACGUUUCCAAAUAUUAAAUAAUUCAGUUCAUGCCUGCAUCAUUUUCUAUAGUUAAAAUUAUAUUACAAUGUUCGAAAAUAACUUUUCAAUCAAAAUGUUUAUUUCUUGACCUGCCCGUUCUAUUUGAAAAGGGAAAUUGAUCUGUCUAAACAGUUAGAGCAAACUCAAGCGGAAGCUACAGAAACUAAAGAUAGGUUGCAGCGUAGAAUUGUUGUAAGUAUUAUACUGCAUGUAGUUUCAACAUUAUAUUAUUCUUAUUACAUGUAUAAUUAAAAAUAUACAUUGGUGUGGUAUGGUAUAGUAUGAUAUGGUAUAGGUAUAUGGUAUAUAUGGUAUGGUAUGGUAUGGUAUGGUACUGUAUGUGGUAUGGUAUAAUAAAUUAUUAUGGUAUGGUAUGUUAUGGUAUGGUUCCUCAUUUCACUAGCUGAUUUUCAACUUUCAAGAGUAACGUACAUUUGAUUAUAAAAAAAAUUUAUAAAAGUGCAAUAUAUAGUAAAAUUAUAAAAGUGCAAUAUAUAGUAAAGUAAAGAUAAAUAGUGUCGUCGGGGAUUUUGUCAGUGGAAAAAUUUGUUGGCGGAGCUUUGUCAUGUGGGUUUUUUGUUGGUACAAUACCUGCGGUCUACAUUUGUCUGUACCAUGCAGUUUCUUUGCAGCAAGCUAGUCUAGCAUGUCUCUCGGAUUCGCUGAUUCAUCAACUUGAUCAGCUAUAUAUAUAUAUAUAUAUAUUGAUAUUGUCGGGUUGUUUCGUACAUUUCAGUACAUAUUAAGUUUUGUUUUCUUUUCGUCAGGAAUUGACAGAUCAGGUAAAGUUCCUGAAGUUAGAAAAAGAAUUGGGAAGCAAAUUAGGAACUGGUCUAAGUCACCAAAACGGUAGUGAGUAUUUUUACUGCUAGAUAUACUAUAACCUUUAUUUAUAUACUGACGGGACUUUAUACCCAGAAUAAAUAUGUUCUCGAAGAAUAUAUUUGGAUAAUGAAGAUUAUGCAGGAAUUUCUCAGUACAGUAUGUGUAUCUAAAAUUUAUUUUACAAUGUCUAAUACUUGUAACGAAUAACAAUCGUGAACUAUUAUUGAUUCUAAAGCUCUCUAUUGGUUUUACUCCAAUAUGAAUUUCAGCUCCAUAAUAAAAUGAAAUCAGUGAUUCAAUUGAUACUUUUUGAACAAAGAGAUUAUUUCCAUUAUUUUUUAUUCAUAACCUUUUCGUCUUGCAUUUAUUUUUCAAGCUUCUGCACCUAAUGUGGACGACAACUCGUUAAAACAGGAUUUAUACCGAAAAGAGCGAGUAAGUUUUUGUGGGCAAUCAACUUAUUAAUGUAAUUAUAACUUAUUACUGAAUACACAUGGCUUGUUAACUACGACGCUUACAAUGAAAACAAACAAGCCUUAAAGAUAACACUUGUGAACAGCCACUGACAACUACAGCUGUGAACCAGACUACUGAGCAAAAACACCAAUCUUCACUGAGUGUAUAUUGGCCAAAUAAGAAGCCAGCGAAAAUUAGUGCUUCUUACUUUGAAAGAUGUCAGACCCGGGUUAGGUUUCAGCUUACAGUAUGAUUUAGAAGUAUACGUUAUAUUUAAUAGCUCAUCCCUGAUACUUUUCACUGAAUUGUUUACAGGCUCUUGUCAUGGCUGAAGCAGAACUUCAAAAGCAACAAAAAUACUUUAUAGGAUUCAUCCAUGGUUUGAAACGAGAUUUUACGUAAGUUCCUUUCUGCUUGACAAUAUGUUGUUUUUUCUUUAAUUUAUUUAUUAAGGGUCAUCAUCUACCCAUACUAUCCAGGCUCGUGGUUGGUUGAUUAUAACAAUGAAAGACAAUAAAACUAUAGAAAUCGUUUUUUUAAAGAACGAGUCACGAACAAUGAUCUUUUUUGUUUUUGAUUUGUUUCUGAAAGCCAAUCACAAAACAUGAUCAUUUUAGGUAGGUCUUUACCCUUUAUUAAGCUUUCAUUGUACAAUGUUUGAAAAUAUAUAUAUAAAUUAUAUGCCAAAAAAAGGGGAAAAGCCCGUCUAUAUACUAUAUAGUAUUCAAAUAGACUAUUUACAAUAUUUUUAUAUACGUCUUAUACGAACACACAAAAACAGUAUACAGUAUAUGCAGACAGUACAGUAUAUAGUUGUAUUCUUUAUUAUUGAAUUAUUCAGAAUGCCCACUCCAUUAAUAUGCCUCCAGUUUGUACUACCGCUCUUUUUUUCAUUUAUUCACUCCAAACAUGACUAAGAUAAAAAUCUGUCACCCAUGCAGGAACUGUUUCUCUUGUGCAUGAUUCAGUAACGCGAUUGAUUGAGGCAAUAGUGAAAUGUAGUUGGUAUGAUUCAUCCACUAUACCAGUAUAAUGAGUGCAUUUUCCAUCACAUUUUGUUCUUCAUUUGUCUUAAUGAAUGGAUAGUAUAAUGCUCGAGAGAGAAGGCAAGAAACCAGAAACAUAUUCUAGAAAUAACAAAGCUUAUAUGAAUAUGUUAAACAGAUUGCACAUCGCAGCUAAAGAAGGUAAGUUCACAAUAUCAAAUAAAAUUAAUACUUAUACGUUUUUAUCAUUUGGUGCUUUACGUACUAUUUAAAACAUGACCAGCAGUGUUUUACCAGAUAUAUCUUUAGGUCUGAUAAAACACGCACUUCGAAUGUUUUAAAUUGCUUCAAAAACGAUCGAUCUAGUGAGUUCAUUGGCGAAGUAAUUUUCAAAAAAUACGUUGUGUAAGUCGAGAAAAUCAAAGUUAAAGUUUAUGUAAAUGAAGGGAAAUCUCUAUCACAUAUAAAAUUAAUAUACGACACGCUUAUGAUUUUUCUUUGUGUUUUCCUCAUGAAUUAUUAAUGAGUUUUUGAAAGUUAUAUAUGUUAUACUUGUUCCCCAGUUCAAAUGCAUGAUUAGUGUGUUUGUAUAAGUCGUAUAAUUAUAACUUUACAAGAAUGAACUCAUGUAGGUGCACUUCAAAAAAUUAAUGUUGACAUAAAUAAACUAAAGAUAUUAUUAAGCUAUAAUUCCUUCUUUAUUUACUUUUUUGGCGAAAAGAAAUUUACAUAUAGUUGUCUUAUAUAUUCUGAAAAUUGCCCGUUGAUCACCUUCAGUCAGUGGUUGCCAGUGCAUGUAUAGGUAGCGAAGGAUACAAUUUACGGGCUUCUGUGAUCUAUGUAGGAUGCAACUACCUAAAAAAUAGAACAAACUUCGGUGUUUCGAGCCCUUCUAUACUGACAACCAGACGAAGGGUCCUUGCUCGAAACGUCGAAGCUUGUCACUAUUUUUGAGGUAUAGUUGCAUUCUACACAUAAGCCACGUUGGAUACCUGUCCAGCGGUUGUACGUACGAUUUUCCCUUGUGCGUUAUUUUGCUCAGGACGAUUAUGUGGAUAAUAACUAAAAAAAUUAAAAUUUUCUUCAUGAAAUACAGCAGAAAAGACGCUUUCCUUAUAUUAGUCUACUCUUUUCAGGAGUAUUAUCAGACCUAAAAGCCAAAGUACCAGUGCAUUACCAAGGUGUCAACGAGGUAUGUAUUAACAAACAAUGCAUGGUUCUUUUUGUAUUCCCCCACUUAUCUGUGCAUGGUUACGUGAGUGUCAAGAUUUUGGGCAGUUAAAUAAUUUGUUGUAUACAGGGCAAGUCAAAUUAAACAUAAUGCAAAGCGUAGUAAAGUAAUAGUAAAUUAGACGACAGCUAUCAGAACAAACUGCCAACACUUGAAUUUUGGACAGCUUACUAGUGUGGCGGAUAUGUGCAUGGAUGUUUCCGAAGAGGGUUAAAAGCACCAAAUUGUGCACAGUAGCAUCUUUUUAUGAGUAGAACAACAUGCAAAAGUGGGGCCAUCGUGAAACUGGUUUUUUAGAGAGUUACGAUGCUAUUAGCAUUAUUUGCUAUUAAAUUCUACUACAACAAAAAAUGUGAAAUUUUGAAUUCAAUCGCGACAAAUAUAACUUGCAUCAUCAGAAAGCUUGUAAAAAAUACAUAAAAGACUUUUAAACAGUUUUUUUAUUCUUCAAAUGGUUAUUGCUGUAAAUUAGGCACAUUAUCUCGCUAAAAGUCCCUAAUUAAUUAUUCGAUGUUUGAAAAUGCGUUUUUAACAGUUUAUAAUUCGAAAACUAUUUCAGAAAUCAAAAAACUGUCUAAAUGUCUUAUAUGCAGUUUUUUAUAAGCUUUCUGAUGAUGCAAGUCAUAUUUGUUGUAAUUGAAUACAAAAUUUCACAUUUUUUGGCUAUAAUAGAAUUCAAUAGAAGAUUAGCAGCAAAAUAGGGAUGGCCCCACUUCAAAUAUCUAUUAAGCAAAUAAAACUACAUCAAUUGUAAAAGUUUGAUGCUUUUAACCUCAACGGGAACUACUGAUCAAUAAUUUUACGCAUAUCCGCCUCACUAUACGCGUGCUGUAUAAUGAUGAUGUAUAAAAAGUUUUGUAAUGUUCCAGGAUCUAAUUCAUUGCUGUCGUAAAAUUAUUAGGAUGCGAGCGACGGUGCAUGAUGAACAGAUCCCUAGAAUUUGCGUACUAUUGAACGAUAAUUCUCUCGGCCGACGUUCGAGGCGAGGUUUUGUUCCCAAAACAACUCUAACGCUUAUGGGACGUAGAACCUGGUUGAACAUGCGCACUUUAAAUGCUUUAAUUGGACGAGCAGGACGAGCAUGCGCAUUUUAUCAUGUAACGUCCCACAAUUGAAACAGCAAAUGUUUUUGUAUAAGACGUGUGCAGACGUGUGAAAAAGAAAAUUGGUGAGAACUUUAAAGGAGUGCUUUAUCAGAUUAAAAAUACGAGAGCGCGGCUAGCCCGCGUGCAGGCCCAAGGAAAGAAUAGUGGGCCUGCAAGCAAGGCCCGGUAUUUUGUAAAACGCUUUUCAUAACACGCCCCAUUCGCGCGUCAAUUGUCAAAAAAGAACCAAUGACAGCAACCCAAAUAUUAACAAACAAACUCGCAUUAAAAUGUUGCGGGGUUUAUUCUGCUUUAAUGUCUUUAAUAUUCAAAAUAGAAACAAUGUGUAAAUGGCUGUGUUUUAACUCCAAAAAAGCAAGCAACGCAGUCAGUAAUUGCCAAAUUUACAAGUGCUCAUUUUCAACUAAAAUCGGAACAGGCAAAUUACGACGAAUUUCAAUAGAAAACCAGUCUCAAACUUCAAAUCGUGAGGGAAGUCGUGCGACCACAUAGCAUUUAAAUGUGUGCUUCGCUGUCGCCGUUGUUAUAAAUAAAUUGUGUGCAAUUCUUGUUGGCGGCGGAAAGUACGAAAUUUAUUUCAGUUAUUUCAUUUGGUAAAGAACUCUACAAAAGAAGAGAGGGUUCAGAGUCCAGAUCGUUUCGUUUCAAACGGCAAUUAAUACUGUCUUCUGUUUCGCUCUCUCAGCGAAGCCUUGCAAAUCGCAAAGUGUUUCGAAUAGGCUUACAUGGAACUGUCUCUAAAUCUUCACCGCGAAAAGCGCUGUUUUCUUCAGUGCAAGAACAGAGUCAACAUCAAUCAAAAGAUAAUUUUCUUGAGGAACUUAGAACGUAUCAAGUCUGUUUGAAAUUAGUGUACCCCAGUCGUAAUGUUGCUAUUCCAACACAUCACGACAAGCAAUCCCCAUUGGCAUAACGGCAAAAACAUCUCUUCCUUCUAGUAAACAUAAAACAGUCCGUUCUUGUUCCAUUUUUAAUCGAAAACAGUGAUCAAUUUUCGAAUUUUAAGCUUAUCGAGAGCACAGAAUGUCGAGAGCCUUUGUGAUGAAUCAGUGAUCUAAUUAUAGAAUCCAACAGCAAACAGCCAAUCAGAAAGUACAAAAUACCGGGCCUUGCUUGCAGGCCCACUAUUCUUUCCUUGGGCCUGCACGCGGGCUAGAGCGCAGCUCGAGUGUUUAGUAUAUCUGAUAAAGUGCGGACCGCGAGCGUUUUAAAUGGCUUAAAAAACGACCCAUCUAAAGAGUUCAUUGGCCAAGUAAUUUUAAAUAUAAACGUUGUCUUGGUCGAGAAAAUAAAAGCUAAAGUUUAUGUAAAUGAACAUGAUAAAUUUUAAAUUCAUUUAAUUAAAAGCAUAACGAACCAAACUGAUAUUAUAUAUUAACUAAAUACAUAAUAUUUUAUGAAUAUUCUGUAGUGUGCUCAAAAUGUAAACAAACCGCAGUACCGCACAUCCGCCGAACAGACUUGACCCUAUCUUUAAUUGUUGAUCCAGUUAAUCCUCAGGCGUCGAGUGACAGAUUUUUGACGGGCCUUAGGAAUGACUGGUAGUCUCUUUCUCGUCUAUAGAGUCGUAUAGCGUUUAUCUAGGCGAGAAGGAGAUCAGGGGCUUGCGUUUGUAGUUACCUCCUUAAGGGAGUGGUCAUUAUUUAUGGGGAGGGGGGGGGUUGGGAAAUGGGGAAAAUAAGGAUUGAAAACUUUUUUGACCCCCCCUCCAGACUGAAGGCAAACUUUUUGUGCCUCCCCCCUCAUAAAAGUAGAAACUUUUCUGACCCCCCCCCCCCAGUGUGGAUUGAAAAAUUAACAGCAAUGAAACAUGUGUGCGUUGCAGGUAAAGUUAAAUAUUAGGACAAUCUGUUUAAUCUAGCUCAUGUUUUACCUUGGUGAAUAUGAUUCAACCAUAUAUGAUUAAAAAAUAUAUAUUAUGUGUUACUACUUUGCAAUGCAACAUUUGUCCUACCAUAACCCUAACCCAUGACCCGUCUUCAUACAGCGAAAUGAUUUGAACACAGGUUUUUUUUAAGAACUUGUCUGGGGGGUCAGGGUGGGCAUCUACAAAAAGGGACCAUAUUAUAUUGAGUGUGGAGAGAUGACAGAUGGUUGUUGGUGACAAAAAGUUUGGUGUAGUAUCGUAUGUACUAGUAGGGGGGUCUGGGGGUAUUCUCCCCCAGAAAAUUUUUGUAUUUUUCCACCCCUAGAACUGAAAUGUGAGCAUUUUCUGAAACAGAAUUUUGGAUAUACAGCGUUACAUUGUGCGUUGAUAGACCGAAUCUGAUCAGUUAUUAAAGUGUACUUGCAUGGUAUGUUUAUGUAAAUACCACAACUGGGUCACUCGAGGGGUAGAAAACUUGUUAAACUUAGUGGGCCCAACUCCCAUUAUCGCGAGGCGCUACCAUGGUUGGCGCCGAGCAGGGAAAUUUUGAAAAUUUUGAGUCUCUAGAUCGUUGGAAAUAGCAUUUUCAGAGUCUUCUUUUUUGCUAUUUGUGAUUUUAGAAAUCAGAACUCUAGACAUGGUAUUUAAGUUCAAAAACUUUUAUGACCCCCUUUUCUCUGUGUUAAAACUUUUUUGACCCCCCCCCCAUUUAUAAGGGUCAAACUUCGCUUGCCCCCCCCCCUCCCAUCCCCCCCUCCCCAUAAAUAAUGACCACUCCCUAAGCACAGAAUAGGGAUUCUGUGUCUUUAGGCAAUUGUAAAUUCAAUUGUAAAUUAAAGCCGCUGGAAUUAUGUACAUAAUCCCACGUAUAUUGUUAUUUUACUUUUUGUACAAUAACAAUAUGCAAAUUUGGUAAAUUCAUGAAUUAAGCAUGCGCCUAGGUAUUGGUGCAAAAAAUGAAAGUUUCAGCAGCUAUUUAAAGGACUUAAAAUUGAGUAAAUUUUCUGAUAUUUGGACCAAUAAUAAAUGGGUUCGUUUCCCACCGUGGCCAGGCACAUUUUUCAAGCUUGUCCGGUGUGGAUAUACACUCAGAGUAACAUCACAAGCAUCAUGUUCACCUGAGUACAUUACACCAAGACAGAAAAAAUUCACGUAACAAAUUUCUCACCCAUGAACUCACAAUGCAUUUUAAACUUUUAAAUUUCGCGCGCAAGCCAUCUUUAAUGCUGCUAAAAAAAAAGACCUCCCCCCUGCUCUGGAAAAUAUAUCUUUACGAAUUUUUUUGUUUAUUCUACAUUAUAUUUAAGUACCCAAACAAUCUAUAUUUAUAAAAAAAUUCAUGACUUGAACGGAUUUGUGAAAUUGAGAGUCUUUCAAAAUUGUCUACUUUUUUAUACAUAGGGUCUGUAGUUGUAUUUUUCGCAACCGCUCCUGGUUUUAAAAGUCUAAAUUCUAAAAAAUGUAUCAAAUUCAUCUUCGAUAUUUCCAUCUACAAAUCCCUCCCACUUAUUAUAUAUUAUAAUAUAAAGAGAUAUAUCACACCAUUCGAUUGGCUAAUAAGCGUGCAUGCAUUGUAAUCAUAGAAAUAAUUAAGAGUUAUUGGAUGAGGCUGAGCAGGAUAUCAGAAUUAUUCAGACCGAGGUCAGCAUUAUCUGCCGAAGCGAAGUUGAGGCAAAUAACGCUGACCGAGGUCUGAAUAAUUUCGAUAUCCUGCGUUAAGCCGAAUUCAAUAAUUCUUUUAUUAUUCAGAAUCUUUAAAUUAGUUUCAGAAUCUUUGUCUUGAACUAUUUUUCAAUUUGCUCUUUUGAAACCGAAGCAAAACGAGCAGAAGCAGCAGAAGCCAUUGUCAAAACAAAAUAAUUUUACAAAAUUUCCCGCUCUUUUCAAAUUCAUGCAAAAUACCGCUGCAAAAAUACGCGGGCAUUUACAGAUACGAUAUUUAUUUGUCAUGUUCACAUGCAGAUACGAGAUUUAUUUGUCAUGUUCAUGUCUGCACCGAGAUACGGAAAAUUAUCUGUAGGCUCUGUCAGCGUUAUUUGUCUCAUAUCCUGCUCAGCCUCAUCCAGUAAUUCUUAAUUAUUAUUCAUUGUACUAUUUUCUCGUAUUCUUAUUGGUUGAAAGCCUACAGAUAAUUUUCCGUAUCUCGGUACAGACAUUAACGUACAUGACAAAUAAAUCUCGUAUCUGCAUGUGAACAUGACAAAUAAAUAUCGUAUCUGUAGGUGCCCGCGUAUUUUUGCAGCGGUGUUUUGCAUGAAUUGGAAAAGAGCGAGAAAUUUUGUAAAAUUAUUUUGUUUUGACAAUGGCUUCUGCUGCUUCUGCUCGUUUUGCUUCGGUUUCAACAGAGCAAAUUGAAAAAAUAGUUCAAGACAAAGAUUCUGAAAAUUUAAAGAUUCUGAAUAAUAAAAGAAUUAUUGACCUCGGUCAGCGCCGUUAUCUGCCUCUUCACUUCGGCAGAUAACGCUGACCUCGGUCUGAAUAAUUCUGAUAUCCUGCUCAGCCUCAUCCAAUAAUUCUUAAUUAUCAUUUACUUAUUCAUUUUCUAAACAUAUACUUAUUCAUUUUCUAAUUUUACUACAAAUAACUGGUGAGAAUAAUACGUCAGCUCACCAGCUGCAAAUAACUGGUGCAAAUAAUGGCCUGAGCAUGAGCAAUUUUUCAAUUGCAAAAUAUCGAUUCACGUAUGCGCAUCUAAGAUUUUUGAAAAACAAUUCAAAUAAACACAAAAGUAAACAAUUUUCAUCAAUAUGACCAUGUUGAACUUCGUGACGGCCACAAAAUUUCGAAAAUGAAUAAGUAAAUGAUAAAACAAUUAUUGAACUCAGUUAUCGCAAAAUAUUGUGAUUUGUCAGUGGCUCGCACCCUCUGCAUGCCUUCGGCAUCGGCAAAUAAUUGAUCUGCUCGCCACUGACAAAUCACGAUAUUUUUCUCAACCACGUCCUGAAUUGUAUAUAAUUUCCAGGGGCGUCGGAAGCGAGGGACUCGGGCCAUCCACUUUUUUAGUUGGUGGACCCCCACUUUUUACUAACAAUGGUCAGUAACUAGGGAGAUGCUCAAGCAUCAUGGGGCGAGCCUGAGCCAGAGCAUUGAGAGCAAUGAUAGCCAGCAACUAUAUCAUGCAACAAUGAUUACUAAUGUCAACCUUUCUUGUUUCUGCACUUUAAUUAAUUACCUCGGGUCGGUACGACAACGAGGUCAUAAAUUCGGCUCCUAUUUUUUUUCCCCAUUCUGUGUCGAGCCGCGCGCGUAGUCGAAGAGCCUGCGGAGGAGACAGCAACUUCCGGUAAAUAAGUGUACUUCCAGAAAAUUUCAAGCAUCGGCCAAAGCGAAACGGAACCGGAAGCUGUCCUUGCACAAAAUCCGACAAAAUUGUUGAUUUAAAACCAGAAGAUGUGAUAAUUUUGACAUACAUGUUUAGCUGGAUAACUAUUCUCGAGUAUAUAUGUUGAUAUAAUGUACAAUACUUCGUAUGCAUAGCAUGGGAAUACCGCGGCCAACUUUCACUUGUUUGAUACUGCUAAGCAUUUUAUGGAUGGUUCUUACUGUAACUGAUAGACAACAAUUUUGCCAACUGUCCACUCGUUACAUUCUUCGACUGUGGUACAACUAUUACUAAUGAUGGAUCAGUUAUAUGCACCUAAUUAUAUUUUCGGUACUUUGAUAUAUUUUAAAAAUAUCUGAAGUGACUGUCGUUCUGCUAUGUGCAAUCAACAAAUAGACUGAUAAUAUUGUCUGUUAGUGUUACUAAAUACAAGAUGAAGUAGUGAAGUAGCUAUGUAUAUCAUUCACUCGUCCACAAAAUAUCCCAAAUAAUGAAUAAAUACAGUUAAAUAAUUGCGUCAGUAAAUUCUCUAAAUUCAUUUGUUCCUGUAUUUAACUAUUAUCAAUAAAAUGUUAAAACGGAGCUUUGAUUGACUGAUUCACCAUUUAUACUAGUGAACUAUUAAACUAUCGUGAUUUACACGAUUUUUGCAUAUUUACCAGACGAUGAUGCCCUAUCCACCAACCCGAGGUUAACGCCGAGUGGGCGUCUUGUUAAACUAUCAUUGGCAUUGCAAUGUAGUGUCGAAAUUUCAAAGGCAAAACUCGUAUUAUUAUAAAUGUUGGGAAUUGUAGUAUAUCUAGCCGUGUAUUAUAUUUGAUAUUUUGUUCAAAGGCAAAACUCGUAGUAUUAAUUAAUGUUGGUCUAAACGUCGCAUUUUACAUGUGCCGAAUGCAUUCAAAACAAUAGAUAAUCAGCUGAAAUGCUUCAUUAUCCAUUGUUUUGAACGCAUUAAUUCGGCGCAUGUAAAAUGCGACGUUUAGAACAGGCUUUAUAUUUGAUAUUUUGUUAAAACAUCAAACACGUUAUUGAAAUCACAAUCUUUUCAAUCUUUCAUGCAUGAAAUAUAAAAUAAUAUAGAAAUGGUUGAAUGCAUGGUUUAUGGCAAGCGCGCUAAAAAUAGCAGAUGCAUACAUGCACUGCAUGUAAGGGCCACUCAUUAUUUAUUGUACAGGGGGGGGAUUGAGGAGAAACUGGGGGGCCUUUAAAUUUUUUAAAACCUGAAAGGGGGGGCUUUGAAAAAAUACAGAGAGACGAAAGAAGGGGGGCUUUGAAAAGAUUUACCAGUUUGAAAAAACAUUAGUAGUUUUAAAAAUGUAUCACAAAACAACUUAUAACAACAAAUAACAAUGUUUAUAUAGACCUUUAAUAUUCAUAAAUGGAAGCCAAAUAAAAAGUCUCUUAUGUUCAUGUAUUCAAAUAGACAAUUCACAUUAUAGACUAAUUUUAGAACUAGGCAAAGAGAUACAAAUCAAGGCCGGAUUUUGGUGAAAAUAGUGGGGGAGGUGAAAAACAUUUUAGGGGAGGUGCAGCGGUCUAGCUCGCAACCCCCAUGGAAAGUUAGGGCUUAUUGUAGAACAGGCCAAUAUCAACGAGGUGAGGUAUGCAUGUAGUGUACAUAUGUACCAGUGUAUUAAUGAAUUAUGACUGUAUGACUCCAAUCUCGCCCUUCAUUACAAUUGCUACAAAGUUUUUUUCAAAACAUUGCAUUAAAAGGGUACUUGACCCAGAGAUGAAUGGCUGUCACUGUUUCAAUUUUACAGAGAAAACUUUCUUACGUCACGAAGUGUAGAUCCUAAGCAACCGCCACAUUUUCACUUUGUUCCAUCAUUGAAACUUUCCCAAUGGGAGGUGCAUGACCUUUCAGGAGGUGCAAAAAUUCUCAGGAGAGGUGCAAAACGAUCUCAGAGGAGGUGCGCACCUCUCCACACCUCCCCUCAAAAUCCGGCCUUGAUGCAAAUAAAUCACCACAGCUAGAAAGAGCAUACUAAAAUAAGUAAAUUAUUGCAAAGUUUGGUUGCAAAAUGUUGUAAAAUACGGAAAAUAUAGCCUUGCAAAGUUUGCAAAUUUUGUAUACUUUUGUAUUGCAUGCGAAAAUUGCAAUACAAAAGUAUACAAAAUUUGCAAACUUUGGAAGGCUAUAUUUUCUACAUUUUACUAAUUCUAGUAUACCCUUCCCGGGAAUAUACUUUUUUUGCUAAGAUAAAAAAUUAGUCUAUAAUGGGAAUUGUGUAUUGGUCCCCAUUAUCUAUUUUUGUUUCUCUAAAUAAAGAGCUAGAGAGUUUUUGUUUCUCUAAAUAAAGUUCAAAAACUCAUUAAUAAUUCAUGAAGCAAUUAUCCAAUCUUGAGUAAGAAAUUAGUCACGUGCAUACGUCUUUAUACCAGCUAAAGAACACUUUAACAAAAGACCAUUGUUAUGCAAACUAUAUAAAGAUUUUUAUAUAAAGAUUUUUAUAUAAAGAUUUUUAUAUAAAGAUUUGACUUAUUAUGCAAACGUUUUUGAAGCCAUUUAAAAAACUCGCAGGUCGUGUUUUAUUAGGUCUAAAACCACUCGCGUUGCGCGCUCGUGCCUUUAAACCUAAUAAAACACUCCUGCUCGUUUUUUAAAUAGUACAUAAAAAGCUAGAGGGGGACCAAAAUUUAUGUUCUUGUUUUGCCUGUUGGGGGGGGCUUCGAAAAUUUUACUUGUCUUAAGAGGGGGGCAACGAAAAAAUAUUACAACUGUAGAGUUUCUCCUCAGUCUCCCCCUGUACAAUAAAUAAUGAGCAGUCCCUAAACAAAACAUUUAAUACGUACAGAGCCAGAUUGCAAAAACUUGCAAAUAAGGUCUUUUUUUCAUAGUCUUGGAGAAAAAUAACAGAAUUACAGAAUAUUCAGCCCAAAUCAAAUCGAAAUCGGGCUUUGCUUGCAUCAGAAUUUGAUCCGCAACUCACUCAGAAAUGGAGUAAAAGUAAAAUGCGAUGGGCCUAUAAAAUCCCUUAAUAAUACUGAAUGUAAACAAAACAUUUAAUACAUACUGUACAGAGCCGGAUUGCAAAAACUUGCAAAUAAUGUCUUUUUUUCACAGUCUCAGAGAAGAAUAACAGAAUUACAGAAUAUUCAGCCCAAAUCAAAUCGAAAUCUGGCUUUGCAUCAGAAUUUGAUCCGCAACUCACUAAGAAAUCGAGUAAAGUAAAAUUUCGAUGAAAUAUACUGCAUGUAUUAAUUAAAUUUAAUGCAUCAUACAGAGAGCCGGAUUGCAAAAACUUGCAAAUAAGGUCUUUUUUUAGAGAAGAAUAACAGAAUUACAGAAUAUUCAGCCCAAAUGACAAAUCAAGUCGGGCUUUGUAUCAGAAUUUGAACCGCAACUCACUCGAGUAAAGUAAAAUUGCGAUGGGCUUAAUAAUACUGACCACUGUAAAUAAUACUAACCAUUCCAAUUUCCAUUUGUUAUUUGGCAUGAAGAAUAUAUUUCAUCGCAUGUCGCAUGAAAAAUUGUCAGCCGGUGAGAGGCGAAAGGCCCGUAAAAUUUACUGUAAAUCACUGUAUAAAGACUGAAAGUUCUCAAAAUAGCCGGUGCGAGGCGAAAAGACGGUAGGAUUUAAAUCACUGUAGGAAAAGUUCCGUGUACGUACGAACAACCGACGAUGAUGCAUUGCGCUUGAGCUCGAUGAGCCACCAAACUGUAGGGCUCGCUCAGGCUCGCCCCAAUAAACCACAAAGUUAAUUGAUAUUAUUUCAGUUAUGCGUGCAGACAAAACAAUUUGAGAUACUUUUAUAACAUUUUGUUACCUUUAGAACUCUGUAAAUCUCCUUCUAAAGUGCAGGAAAUGGCAUUUCAGAGACUCUGAGACUCUAGUUUCAAAUUUUCCCCAGGGGCGUGCCGCCGGAUCACCUAGGAUGUCACCCCUCCUUCGGCGGACCCUAAGUGUGCCCACCCCCCACUUUUAGGGCCGCUCCGACGCCUCUGAUAAUUUCUAUGAUUGUAAUGCAAUAUUGCACUGCUACUGUUUUGGUUUUUCAAUUUUAUCGCUUCGCCCUCGCUUUCUGUUAUGUCUUUAGUACCCACGUAAUGUAAAAUUAAUUAAUUUUCCAAUGUGAUAAAGUAUCUCAGGGACCGCUCAGCAAUUUUACGAUUGGUGGGGGGAGGUGGUUUUUGUUGACAUGCUCCAGAAAAUUUUGAAAAUUACAAGCCCAAAAAGUGCAUUUCCAACUAUUUCCCACAAUAAUUUUGUUUAAGUAACCAUGUGUAUAUUGCCUGAUGAUGGGCAGAUAUAUUCCUGUAAAACACAUGUCUAACCGAAAAAUUAGUGAAGAUUCUUGCCGAUGUUUAUCGUAUUGUAAAAGAACAAUUAGUAAUACACAAAUAUGCACUUUGUUAUUAUUAUUAUGAUUAUUAUGAAUCUUUAUACAGCAUAUUUAGUAUGCUUCAGCAUUAUAAUAUAUAAAUACUAUACUAUAUUAUAGCAUGUCCUUUGAAUACUGCUGUCCCAGCAAAUGACUUUCUUUUCUCCCUUAAUAUUAUAAUUGUCAACAUUAUAUGUUAUUGUUUACCCACUCAGUGCAAAAUUUAUUAAAAUUCCCUCCCAUUUCCAUAAAAUACUUUUCAACACCUUCUUUUCUCCCAUCUCUCUCCAAUCAUUAAGUGCAUACUGCAGUAAUUUAAGUGACAUGGUAUUUGGUUAUAUACGCAGUAUUGUGUCGUUAAUUUUCCGCCCUGGUACAAAAUAUCUUUUCACCACUUUCUUCCCUUCCUUGCGAAGUUUCCCAUUUUUCCAAAAGUAUAUUAAACAGUUGAAUGUAGAAUUCAUACCUGUCACAGUUCUCGCCCAACGAUGAAACACUAGUAAAAUAUCGUCGUUUCCUGUUGAGGUAAAUUUUACUCCAUAGUACACGAUGGCGGGAAUAGAACAGCAGUAAAAACAAGCAGUUGCUAAUAGGCAGGUAUAAUCAUGUUUUACAUUCACAAAACGGCUUCUGGUAGAAGUUUUUCUUGCUCUCUCAGCGAUUAUAAAAAUUUUAUAGUUCAUAUAAAAUGUUAUAACAUACGCUAUGCUGACAGAUACUGCUAUUAAUAUAUAGCCCAGAGUUAUAAGUGGUUCGAUGUUUUUUAUUGUUGGCCCAACUACAUUCAGUAAUUGCAUUACAAUCAUAACAAUUAACAAUCGUGGUUUAGUGACUGACGCAGUGUGAAAGAAAGGACGAUUUGUUGCCAGGAAGCGAUCAAUAUUCAUUGUUACGAGUGCUGAGAAAGAAAAGACAUACAAAAUUCGGCUGAAAUAUCGCAAAGCCUCGAAUACGUAGUUUUGUGUUGCUAGCCAGCCUAUUGAUGUAAUGAUUGUCCAUGGGUGUGUUAUGGUAACAACUGCCAGAUCAAUGCAAGACUGGACCAAAAUCAUAAAAUAAAAUGUCUUGUUUUGAAAGCGUAACAAUUUCCAUAAACUACAUAUAACCACUGAAUUGAGAAAUAGUCCAGCAAAUGUAAAGAAAAUGUUCACAGCACACAACAAGGCAGUGUUAAAAAUAUUUCCAUUCAUUUUGCUAAAAAGGUAAUUAAACGACUGCUUCAACUAAUUUCUUGAACAUAUAAUGAGUUCUCAGCUUUCAAAGUUCCUUUCCAGCACAGGUUCUGACAAAAAUGUUUCUGAUUUGCAAAACAAUAGGCUAGUGUAACAGUUGUUUAAUUAAUAUGCAAAUUUACCGUGAGAUAAGACAAGAUAUAUCUUAAUAAGAAAUCUCUAGUAAUUUUGUUUUAUUUUUUCCAAGUAUAAACAAAAUAUUAUAACUAGGUGUUACUAUCGCAAGGAAACUGAACGCUCAGAUCGAGAACGACUGGGCAACAAUUGGGCUAUUUCGUGAUGUUCAAAGCGCCAAUAAAGAAGCACUGUUCUUCGCUGGAACAUAUAGUGAUUAGAGAAAUCAUAUGGGCGCUUUCCAUUUAAUGAAUUUUUGUCUCUAUCAAUGGAAAGAUCUGGUCUAUGUUUCUCAAAUAUCUAGCGAAAAUGGACCUCUUUCCAAUUUUAUCAAAAAGUUCCGGUCAGAUAGGUCCAAAGCCCAAACGUUUUGUGUUUCAUUCAGCAAUUUGACCGUUCUGACAGGUCUGGCCGUGGUAAUGGAAAGCUCCCAUAGUCUAUUGAGAAUUUGAGAUAUCAAUGCCUGGAAUCCUGGCAAACUUCAAAGCCACAGAAUAGAAGAUCUUUGUUUGAUGUUGAACUAUACCUGACCGUGCACGAAUCCUUUAUCUCAACUUCAUUAAAUAUUAUUCAUCGUGGCUGCACGUUUCAUCUCAGCUAUCCCUAUUGGACGGUUACUUAAUUAUACGAAAAUACAAUGAGCUCAAUCACGUGACCAUGCACAAAUUAACAUAAACUCAAACAUAUAACAAACACUUCUGUUUCAAGUUUCCAGACCAUCAUAUCUUAAUAGACUAUGGGGGAAUGAGUGCUUAAUUAUACGCUCGUGGCCGUGAUUAUAUGAAUAUUUGAAAAAUAAACAGAUACAUUUUACAUAUAGUACUUGAAAGAAUACAACUUUGUGCAGAGCGUCAGAUCGAUAUUUAGAUGACGCGAGUAAUAAUCAUAGUCAAACGUUAAUUUGUGGCUUGCAACUUCAGAUAAACAGCAGUGGACCUACAUUAUACCUUUUUCCAAAAUCUUUUUGAUAGAAACAUAAUUGGUAUAAAGGUAUUUAAUUAUAUUAUCACUGCUUUGGUGUAAAAUAGUUAAUAUUUUGUAACCGAAAUGAUAAUUUGAAAUGUAUCUACUACCUACCUCUUGCAAAUGGACGUAUUUGGCCAAAUUCUCCACUUUACUCCGCUGUUUAUUGCAGAUCUCGUUGAAAUCCUUACGGGUAUGUACAUCAGCUCAAACAUAUUUUAAACAAGUUUUAACUGGAUUUCAAGUAUAGAUCCUAGCUGUUUAACCAUCGACAAGAUAAAACCUCAACUUUGUCCAAAUGGACAACUUGCAUGUUAGACUAAAUUUUAAUAUAAGUAAAGAGAAGGGCAUCAAACUCAACAGCUAAAAAGAACAUAAUGAAAUUAGUAAAAUUGCAAAAUUUGGUUGCGAAAUGUUGUAAAGCUUGGAAAAUAUAGUCUUGCAAAGUUUGCAAAUUUUGUAUAUGUUUGUAUUACGUGCGGAAAUUGUUACCAUUUUCGGCUCGAAAAUGGUAACAAUUUCCGCACGUAAUACAAAUUAACAUAUACAUAAUUUGCAAACUUCGCAAGGCUAUAUUUUCCGCAUUUUACAACAUUUCGUAACCAAAUUUUGCGAUUUUACUAAUUUUAAUAAGUUCUUUACGGGAAUUCACUUUUUUUGCCUGGAUCAAAAAUUAGUCUAACAUGCAAGUUAGCUGGGGAGGCCGAGAAAACCCAAGAGGGGCCAAGGAAUUUUCACUGUGCUUUAUUUUAUAUGAUUAUGUCUUACUGUUCCCCACACUAAAGCGUGCAAGUUUACUUACAAAAAAUGUAUAACCGCACCAAACCCUAAAACAUCAAGGGAUAGAGUAGAGUACUCGAAAAUGGGGGGCGGGUGCAGCAUAUGAAUGACCCAUAACCUUGGGGGUUCGGGGGCAUGCUCCCCCGAGAAAAUUUUAAAAUUUGAACCUCGGAAAUGCUAUUUCCUGCGUUUUCAGCCAUGGAUUCGUCCACGACAACUUUGCUGUACUAAGCCUAAGAAACACUUACAGUCCCUUAUUUUAAACAAGGGAAAAUCACAAAAUGAGCUUUGAUUAAUAUGUAAUAAAACAAAAUUUCAAUAAUGCGAUUUUAAAUUAACUGCCUUCCGAAACAACAAUGUUCCACCAAAUAUAUAGCUCUGUAGCUUUUCAAUCGUUCAUACAGAUAGCUUGUUGGGGAUUGGGUUGCAUCCUCUUCAGAAAUUUUUUAAAAUCUAGACUCUCUAAACAUUGUAUAUACAGUACGUUCAACUUGCAUCCUGUAGACCCACCUUUGAAGCUUUAAUAGUUUCUAGCUAUGUUAUCAAAAAACGCACACAGACUCAACCAUCCAAAAAUACUUUUUCUACCAUGCAUAUUAUUAGAUAUGUAUAAAUAACUUAUAAACUUGUACAUAUCUUAAGCCCAGAUCUUCUCAAGGGGAGGGGGGCAACAAUUUUGCCAGGGAACGCCACUGGCUAUCGUAUGUUAGAGGCUCCAAAGGCGGUAAAACCCCUGUGAUGUUGUCCACUGUUCACCCCGUGUUCGUUUAAGCAAAUGUGCUUGCUCAAAAAUGCAAAAUCUUGCAAGCCUGUGGACACAAUACUGAAGUGAAGAGCGUCAGUAGAUUUACAUGUAGGAAUUUUUUUUUGAGCGCUCUCUUUUGCAUGAUAUUUUUUUUUCUCGAUUGUAUGCUGCAUGAUUUUCUCCUUGGGUUGCAGAAAAUUUUUUUUCGAAAUCUUCCAACACCCCCUCAAAAGUCAAAUGGUCCGCCCCUAAUAACAAAUUUAACCCUUUAUUAAGGGUAUAAAAAUAAAAAUAUUAACAAAAGAUAAGAAAUGCAUAAUUUUAUCACCCUGUAAAAUGUUGCUUACGAGUCCUUCAAAACAUUUCGUACAAAUCUCGCGUGGCAAAGUAACAGGGACGUGACAGGGGGGUGGAUACUUCAAAAAUGCAGUACGGUAAAACCAACAAUCAACAUUGAAUUUGUAUGACAUGUUCAUAUUAAUAAUAUGUAUUUAGUGAAAAAAUUCGUGAAAAAAUUCACCCCCCUCCCCCCUGUUUGCCACGCGAGUUUUGUACGGAAUGUUUUGAAGACUCGUAAGCAACCUUUUACAGGAUGAUAAAAUGCUACUUUCUUUUCUUUUGUUAAUAUUUUUAGUUUCGUACCCUUUAUAAAGGGUUAAAUUUGUUAUUAGUGCAAUCGAAAUGGCUUGGAUGGAAGAAUAACAAGGCCGAACUGUUAACAACCGACACGGGAUGACAAAAUGGCGCCGAAUUUGAACAAAGUUGAGGUUUUACCUUGUCGAUGGUUAAACAGCUAAGAUCUGCUUGAAACCCAGUUUAAAAUGUGCUUGAUACCAUUAUGUUUGAGCUGAAUUGCAUAUUUGGAAGGAUUUCAACGAGAUCGGCGAUAAACAGCAGAGUAAAGUGGAGAAUUUGGCCAAAUACGUCCAUUUGCAGGUGGUAUAGGUACAUUUUAAAUUAUUAUUUCGGUCACAAAAUAUUAACUAUUUUACACCAAAACAGUGAUAAUAUAAUUAAAUAAGUACCAAUUAUGUUUUCAUCAAAAAUAUUUAGGAAAAAAGGUAAUGUAGGUCUUUAAUAAUUUCACACUAUUCCAAUGUCCAAAUUUUGCAUGCUAUAUUGCACCGCUAAAAACUUUCAUUAUACAAAAAAUAAAAAAUUCUGUAAUGCCAAAAAUAUAUUACCGAAGAGUACGACAUUUUCCAAAAAAAUGGCGUUUAUAUUUUUAUAUAUUUUUAUAUAAUUUUUUUGUAUUUUGCUAAUUGAGAGUUUUUCUUCCAAGCAAAAUAAUGCACGAAAAAAAUUGGGGGUCACCAUGCUUCUUUUCCAACUAUAUACGAGCCGAUAGGCCAUUUUGGAGAGAAUUUCGUACACGUACAGUAUGUCGUCAUUGCAACGAACUAUCUGUUACUAAAAGUAAUAUCAUUUGAAAGUAGAGAUAUCAAAGUAUAAUAUUAUAAAACCCCCAAUAUCUGCUGAAUAAAUCCUAAAAAUGCGUAGUUUGAAAAUGUCAAAGUGUUGAACACCUGAAUUUUUGAAAAGUGUAUCGAGCCACCUUAAGGGGAAUCACUACAUUAUGAUGGGAUGUUAAUUGAAAGAACACUCAUAAUACGCUCGAGAUAUUAAUAAUUUAUUAAUAAUCUUUCUUAAUAAUCUAAAUAUGUGUUGUGGGAAAAUGAUAUGUUGCAUGCCGAUCAUGGAUAAGCCUGCACUCAUAUAUAACCGGCUAUAGUCAGGCUCAUACUGGAGCGAUACCGGGAAGAACCUGCAUGGGUUCAAAAAUUAUUUCUGGACUGAAGAUGCAUAAUAAACCAUAUGCACUGAAGAUGAUUAAUUCGUUUUUAAUUACACUGAAUAACUGAAAUCAUAAUUUUAUUUUGUUUUGUUUUGUUGGGCACUUGUUUCUAUUACUCUUACAAACUUUCAACAAGCUUAAUAAAGGCUCAAAUUGAGAAAAUACUAGUGAACCAGAAUAAAUGCAGGACAUUGGACUUCUAUUCUGUUGCUAUACUGUUUUUCUCGCCCUCAGAUCAGCUCGACAAUGAACCGGGCGGGCGCUCCUCGAGCGUCGCGGCUCGUUGUCAUUGCUGCUGCGUACACGUGGACCAAUCCCUUCUGUAACCGUUCUUAUUUCACCGAAAAGUACUCUCAAUUAAAUCAACAAUUAAUCAAUUUAAUUCAAUUUGUCUAAUAAACGUCCGAUCAAUAUUUUUACAUUUCUAGGAGUCCCUAAAACAUCCACUGGGUAAACGAUUGACCAGAUCAAUGUCUCAGCUGAAUAGAGAAUAUUUUGAAUUACAACAGAGUGGAGUGUAAGUAUUAAACGCAACAUUUAGUAAUACAUACCUUAAAUCGCAUGUGAAAUCAGUGCCUGUUGUUGGAAUGUCAAUAAAGCCCGUUUUCCACUCACGUAUUUCGCCGCCGCUGGCGAAAAAUUUUGACAAAGAAAUCAUUUUUUUACAUUCAUUCGCCGCUGAAGAAAUUUGUUCUCCUGCUACAGUUGGCUUAAAAUUUUCAACUUCUGUUUGACCUUUCGUUGACGGCGCGAAAGAACAACAAAUGAACUUUUUCGGUGGCGAAAUUUUUCGCCAGCGGCGGCGAAAUAGGUGAGUGGAAAACGGGCUUAAUAAUGGUUUGCCAUGCAUUCAUGAUGCUACAUAGGCGGCGGAACGGAGGGGCUUGGGGGGCUAUAACCCCCCAAAAACCGGAUAAGAUUCCAAAUUUUGAAGUUUAUAGAUAACAAUUAGGCAAAUGUAGAGAAACAAUCCAGGAAAGAUGAAAGAAAACCGGUACGUAUCUAAUAACAAGUAGGAAAUACGUUAGAUCUGGAUUAUUCCGGUCAUUACAGUAGCCAUGAAUAUUCCGGGGGGAAUUUUUUUAUAUGUAGUAGUAGUAGAAAUAGUUUAUUAAAAAUGUACACAUCGCAGUCUGAAUUACGUGUCAAUUUACAUAGUAUAUGUAAUAUAUACAUGCCGAUUAGCUACUAACUAGGCGUAACCACAGGUUAAAAAGUGCGACCUGGAGACUUUAGUCACUAAUGACAACGCGCCGGCUCACGCUGUUUUGGCCAGAUAGUUGGUGAUCAUCCUUUACUUUUGCCAAAAGUCAGUCGGUCGGUCGGUCGGUUUUUUUUUAUUUUUUAUAUAACGAUUUGCGUCAAAUAAACAUGCACAUGACAAGGUACUUUAUUUCAUAUUGUCUAUUGAUAUAUUCAAAAUAAAAAACAGUAACAACUUUUCAAGUUUAUGCAAAGGAGUGGCGAUAAUAUAUGGGCCAAUAUUGCUCAUUAUAUAAUAAAAGUCGGCCCAUUUACACUGAAUAUCCAAUUUAGAUAAAUUUAUCAAAAUAUUAACUUGACUAAUUGGUAUCCAAUUACGUCACUUGCUACAAAUUACAUAACAAAUAGUUACAUUUGUGGUUAUAUUGUCGCUACAGCGCAAAGUCGCCUUCUAUGAAUAGCAUGUCGUGUCAAUAACAAUACCGAUUGACAAAGCGCAAUUUAACGAUAAAUAUUAAAGCCCGGCACAUGACUUUCAAACAACAGACGUUUCUUUGUAUACAUCACAACAUCCUCAUGCACAGCAUUUAAAGGUGAUCUACAGUCCGAUCUGCGCAUGUGCACAAAUGAGCCCACUUUUUAUGAUACAAACAGUUUAACUAUGUUUUGAGUUCUUGAAAAGCCUGAUUGUUGUUUCUUGAUCAUUUAUUAUACUCUAGAAGCUUGAAAAUAUAAAUAGUUGUCGAAUAAAGCUCAAUAUUUUGGACACAAAAAUGUAAACAAAGGCUUUGUUUACAUACGGACUGUAGAUCACCUUUAAUCUUUUUGAUUAUUUAAAUCUGUCUUCAAUAACAGACUUACAACAGUUAGCAGAUGCUAAGUUAAGCUUCAUUUGAUGUACAAUUUGAUGAACAAAAGUUAAAGGUACAUGUAUAAAAUUGCAUCAGUAUCGAUGAGUAAAUAAAACACUGGGCGGCAUAACAGCGGCGGAAAUACCGUUUCAUGCGGUCUUCCAAAUAUGGAAAUAUGUUCCAAAUAUGGAAUGCAAGCCAAGGUGAAUCGGUGAAUCUUGAGCCGGGGCUAAUCCGAACUCAGCGGUAUAUUUAAAUUUUCUACGCACAGAUUAGGAUGCUCCCAGCUCGCUCGCUGGUGCUUGCUCGCUGGUCGCAAAAAUUUAUAAUUACUUUCUAAUUCGCUACGCUCAAACGAACGUAAAUUAUUUACUUCCUAUAUUCUACAAAUCUUCACACAUAAACAUCGGAUAACAUGGGUAAUGCUCAGUACACCACUACUAUAGGAUUUUUUAUUCACCUUUUUUUCUUAAUUUUUAUUUUUACAUACUUCACUGAUAUAUUGUAAUAAACACAAUCCAACAGAGCAAUAAUUACACAAUUAACUAUCCGUAUUACGUAUACUGUAUCUAAAGUCCAAGAUUCUCAGUAACAAGCAGUCGGUUCUUAACACUUUCGUGCACAUACAAAUCCUUGGCAAUAUCAUUUUUCCAGCGUCCAUGUAACUUCAAUUGUCUUUCUGUAACAUUCCCAUUAUUGGCUGCUGCUGUAGCUCCACCUGAUCUCAAACUGUGUAAUCCAUAUUUCUUUUGAUCGUAACCAAUUUCUUGUAGACAUUCUUUGAAUAUUUCUCGGCAACUUGUGUAUGAAAGUCUUGCUCCAUAUAAUUUGAACAGAUUAGAAGACCUAAAAAAUCUCAAAGGUCUAAAAAUUGGUAAAUUUGGUUCAGAAUAUGCGUUCGUCACUUCGGUGUAACGUCGUAAAACAUCCACUGGGCAAUAGGCAAUACUCGUUGCCUAAUUUCUUUAUAUAUACAUAGUUUCCUUCCCUGUAUAUGUCAUUUUUUGCAUACGGUAUAAAUGCGUACAUGAUCAUGUUCAUAAUGAAUAUGACUGCCGACAUGUUCGCCAAUUCGCUGUACCGAAAAAAUCCACUAAACCUAAGACUACAUAAACAUGCUAUUCUCAGACCUUUUACAUCUGCGUGUGGAUGCGCGUGUUUUUCGACAAUCUUUUGUAUUAUCUCGGCUGUUAUUGGAGCUUUAAUUUCUUAUUUAUAGGUUGUAGCUUCAUUCUUUUAGCAGUUUCUAGGAUAUUCCGACAAACUGGGGUGUCUAAAGGAUUUUCGAUCUGAUACGGUACGAAUGUAUAUGGAACCACUUCAACGCUGCGUGAGCAGCAACAACGUUCGCAUACGAUUUUAAUUCAUCAUGCCUUUUAUACAGGUAAACAGCCGCCGUUGAUACAGGUAUUGGUAUAAUUACCUUACCAAAGGCGAUUACAUUCCACUUCAGAAACUUUCGAAUUUCUUGCAGGUACUUUUUAGAGGUAGUAUCCGCCCUUGAUUUUAGCAGAAAAUCUAUGAAAACCUUGGUGUCAGGUUUCACAUGGCUGGGAACAUUUUUCCACACUGCACACUCGCUUAACAUCUAAGACAAACAAAAUAAAACAACAGAAUAGGAUUAAUAUGAAAUUCCAAAGUAUAUCACGUACACAUCUUCUUUGAUCAGAUCGGAACCGUUACAUUAUAUUGGAGCAUUAUUACAGGGACGAGCGUCCCAAAACAACGUCACGUUGCGGUCCAUGUACAAGCCAGCGCCUUUUAGUAUUUACACAUAUAUCAUUGCUAUAACCAGGUCAGUGCCAUUAACUCUGUUUAAUGUUAACUUAGAACAGGGCCAGCGCCCUUGGAAGGAACCGGUUACAUCGGCCAGCGCCGUCUUUAUAUUCAGAAAAAAUUCACUCUAAGGGCUAACAUUUUCCCACAAAACCGUUCCGAGCCAAGUAAGGAGUUUGUAUUUCUCCCGUGUAUUAACACUUCACUGCCAUUAAGCACUUUAUACUCAACUAUGAAACUAGCCAGGUGUCUCGAUAUAACCGGCCAGAAAUACGACGGGACAAUUACUGUCGCUUUCGCUUUAUGUUUUUGUAAAUAGUGUAAAGCUCUGACUAUAAGGCAAAUAGGUGGAACUACAAGACAAUUCUCUCCUGUUCAUACUUUGGACAAAAAAGUCCACUCCCGUACAACCUGGAUUCCAGUGCCAUGAGAAAAACCUUCGGGUUUUUGUGUUGUAAUACUGAAUGAGCAAAACAAUCGAUCGUGUGAGGGCCCCAUGCUUCCUCCACUAGAUCGAAACACUUAUCCGUUUUCUGCCAGUCGUCAAUGUCGAUAAGUUUACUUAUAUACAGGGUGUAUCAAAAUAAACGCAAUUCAUCUUUUGUGCUUAAUAACUUUCGAAAUACUAUUUCUAGUUAAACGCUUUUAGGCUUACUUCAAAGCCUGUUCUUUUCUCUUUCAAACGAACUAUUAUCCUUGUCUCCAAUGCUAGUAAUAAUUGCACAGGAAAAGAUUUAGUAAAACCUAUCAUUUUUAGUUGCUGUUUAAUUAUGCAAGUUUACUAUGUUAUUGUUUAGUCGGUUUAAAUGUUAGAAUUUUCUUCUUUAAACUUUAAUGUUGUCGUCACUACAUCUGGAAAACCACGUAGGAACAAAUUAAAAGUAUUUUAAAAGAGACCAGGUUGUUUGAAAAUCCUAAACGAAUGCUAAAAAUCGUCAAAACAUUCUGGUGUCUGAGCCAGAGUGUCAUCGAAUUACGAUGUAAUGUAAACAGAAAUUAUAGCAAGUUGAUGUCAGUCAGCUUAGAUGGUCCAAGCCAAAAUUAUAUCGCAUUUGAAGUUUCAAACUGAGUUAAAAAUAGUGGAAGAAAAGCCGUAAUUAUACUUGUUACAAUCCAUUUAAUAAAAUGCAACAUUUUUUUGUUUUAAUGAAAAAAUCAGUUAUUUUCAUGAGAACGAUUUGUUAUUCCAUCUCAAUUUUUUAAUCUCCAAUCGCAAUAACGUAAAGUAUUAUUACCCGCGAACCAAUGAGUCAAAUUUAAGAAACAACCCACUGUUAGAAAGCUGAAUGGCUACGCUUUAAAAUGAAUGUAAACUUUAACGUUUUCAUCUAUUAUUUGUUUAGCAAUUUACAUUUCAGUCGAGGAUUGCGCUUUUUUUGAUACACCCUGUAGUCUGCUUUUUGUAUCUCCGUACGUGGAAUCCACUCAAUUUCGAGUUCUAUUUUAUGAUCUAGACAGAGCUUGUAAAUUCUAAUUGCUAUGUUGUGUAAGUCCUUUUUCAUGCUACCGACUCGAGCAAUGCUACAUGCUGUUUGACUGUCAAAAAACCACUUCACGUAAGCAUGAUUUAGUAUUGGAAGAAAUUAUUCUAAGGCAUAUUCAAUUGCGGAAAGCUCUCUCCAAGUGGAGCUAUAUUGGCUUUCCUCUUUUGUCCAUUGUUUAUGGCAGAUUUGUUCCCCAUUUAAUGACAUAUGUGCUCCACAACCCGACGCACUUGCGUCUGAAUAAACAACAUAAUGUGACUGAUUUCUUGCUUGGUCAAGUUCCCUUGAAUUCAAUUGUUUUAAAUUACUUUCCCAAAAUUCAAUCUCUCGUAUAGUAUAAUCAUCUAAACUGAAUUUUGAAUCCCAAUCGCUGGAUGCUGCUACUGACAUGCUACAAUACCUGGUCAUUAUUUGACACACGUUUCGUGUAACUGAGCUAGUGGAAAUUAUCUUUCCUGUAAAUGAUGCAAGUUCUCUGGCGGAUAUAUAAACUUUCUGCGAUUUCAAAUACUCAAUGGUUUGGAAUAUGCUCGUUAGCCGGUGUUCUGUGAUGGAAAUUAUGCCCCUUAAGGAAUUCCAGAUCAGACCGAGCCAAACUAUUUCUUGACACGGUUUCCAGUACAUUUUUAUGACUUCUCCGAUACUUUUCUAACGGUUUCAAACAUUUUGUAAAUACAACUAGGUGCAGUUGAUAGACCAAACGGUAAAACGGUAAACUGAUAAUAUGUGAACGAUUCAUCUCAGGUAUCUUCCAAGCAAACCAUAGGAAUGUUUGGGAACCAGGAUGAAUGUCGAUGUGGUGAUAACCACUUUUCAGGUCAAAGGAAAUCAUAAAGCAACCUUCGUGAAAAUAUGUCAAAGCAGUUUUCCAGUCUUCGUAUUUAAUGUUUUGUUUUCGUACAUAAUUGUUUACAUGCCUCAAAUCCAAAAUAAGCCGCAACUUUCCGGAGGGUUGGACUGAAACAGAUAAUGGAUUCACGACGUGUGGCAUACUAUUUGUUUUUAUUUAAUUACCCUAUUGGAUUGCAGUAACAAAUCGCUUGUUGUACAAAAUCUUUAUGUCGUAAAGCGGACUUGUUGUUUCGCAAAUAAGCAACAGGUGGAAUUUCUAUGAAUGGUAUUUUAUACCCUUCUUGAAUAACGGAAAGGACGAAAUUUGGCGCGCCAAUUUUUAUCCAAAAUGUAAUAUGUUCUUUCAGUCUGCCCUUAACUGAAGGCGUUACAACUGUUUCUAGUUCACACUCAUGUUCAUUUUCUAAUAGCUGAUAAAUCCAGUCUUUGGGGUUGUCGCUAUUUUCAUCGUCCACUUGUACUUUCAACUGCUGCUCCUGCUCCUGGUCUGUUUUCAUGUGUUGGAUUGGCAAAUGUGAAGCCACUUCUGUUAGGCCGAUAACUGACUGGCCAUGAUGCUCUACAGUUUCUAGCCUAGGCGCUGACACCUAUAGCAUCGUUUUUCCUGGACACCAAAUUCUGCACGGCUUAAUAAUAACAAAGAUAUGUACAAUAUCCAACGAGUUAUUAUACACACUGAAUCUUUUUAACACUCGCGGGUGGGUAUGUGGGUGGGUUGUGUAGGUGUAGUAAGAGGAUACCAGUACGUUUACAAUCGAGGAUUUAUAUACCUAGCAUCAACCAAUUGAAUCUAGCCCAUACAAAUUACAAAUUAAUGCAUAACGACCUGAAAUGCAAAUUUGUUUAGAUACCGUAAGAAAAUACAUUAUCUAAAGGUUAAUUAGACUAAAUAUUAAAACACUAUCUUUGGGCUUUAGAAGCAUAAUAAUAAAACUGUCUUUAAAUCGGUUCGUCUUUAAAACUGACAAUUCAUAUUUAAAGUUAGAUCUGAGAGUAAUAUUAUUUAAAUUGAGUGGAUGUAAUAAGUGGGCUAAUUUGUGAUUAUUGUUAAGAGAUACCGAGAUAUUCUCUACAAAAGCUCUCUUCUAUCCGCCAAGGAUUGCAGGCCUGUUAUUUGCGUUACCAUAACUUUCCUCUCGAUAAAACAUGCGAAUUAAUUACUAAGAAAUGCCUGGCAUGCAUAUUCGAGAAUUAAGUGAUUGGAUGCAUGCACGUACAGUAGAAUUGCACUAAAGAAUUCGUGUCCACACCUGCAUGUUCUUUUCAAAAUUUUUAAGAAAUAUAGCCGCUUUGAAGCCUUGUGAGUAAUGCAGUUUACAUAUGUUCAUUCCAUUUGAGUCUUGUCUAAUAAUGACAUGCACCAAGAAUUUUGGCAGACUGGACAACUUCAAAAGCUUGAUCGUUGACAGUUAUUGCGUCGUUUGUAUAUGCCGAUGUCUACUGAAAUCAAUUUGAAGCUCCUUACAUUUCCUAGAAUAUAAUUGGAAAUUAUUUUCCUUUGACCAGUAAUUUAAUUGAUCCACUUGUUCCUGUAAUCCACUUCUUUCGGUUUCUGAGAUUAUUUCCGAGACUCUGGUAUCAUCUGCAAAUUUCCAUGAUGCAGGUAUCCCUAAAUUAUUGAUCAUCUCCAAAAAUAGCUAGGGACCAAUUUCAGUGUCUUGUGGAAUUCCCGCUGGGACUAUUUCAAAGUUUGAAGCAAUUUAUGGGAAUUAGCCCCCAAAGUUAAAAUUAACUUUUCCGCCGCCACUGUGAUGCCACACGUGCACAUCAUGUCAGUUAAAAUAGCCUUUCCGUUUCAAAUAUUUUGUAUUUGUGACGUGACCAAUUUAGAUCACCCUAUCUUGGGUACCCUGUAGAAAGACAGUCACGUGACGAAGCAGCAUGUUUGUAUUUUGUACUUUUUUCUAGCUUUAUUAAAACGAUACUUAAACCAAUAAAAUGUAGUAUUUCGCGUGAUAGUUGAACGGGUAACAUAAUUUGGAGCCUUCGGAGGGAUCUCGAAAGACUUCGAGAGAAUAUUUGGACAGUAUAUACAACGUUAUUCGUUUAAAAUGAACGCGAAUUAGCCGAAAAUAUACUAGCUGAAAAUCCAAGAUGGCGGGCGAAGAGAAUUUUGAAAAACUUGACAUAAAAAUUGAGGAGGACAUACUUUCCCUGGACGUAAAUGAGCUUGUUAAACUGCCAAAAAAGUUAGAAUGGGGUGAAGAAAACAUAGAAGGUAAAAGUCGAUCGACGUGUUUUAUCUAAACUAGUGAGAAAAACUAUUGACGAAAAUGUGGAAUUAUGUCAGACUGUCCCAAAGAAAGUUGAGUAUUUACAAGCUACAAGAGCUUCUAGAAAUAGAACCACCGCCACUGGAAGACACAAUUAACUGAGGAUACUCAAGAUAAUACUGGAGAUGUGGCUGCUUCUCAGAUUCCAGCACCACUGAAAGAAACUACAGUCUACAACAAAAGUUGUAACUGUAAGUAGUGGUCAGUCAAGUUCUUUUACUGUUUAUCGUAGAGAACUGAAGAUUGUUGGCAUGGUAGGGUCUGAGAGCCAGAAAGACAGAUUGUCUUUUGUUAGCUUAACCCGUCAAGUCGAGUCGGGGAAAUCUAAGGGAUAUACUGAAAGCGAAGUAAUUGAAGCAGUUAUCCGAGCAAUAUGCCCAACACUCAAGCUCAGGAAGCAACGGAAGGGCUAACAUUAAAGAAACUUCUCCAGAUACUAAAAGGACACUAUAAACAAAAGAGUGCUACAGAGUUGUAUCAUGAACUGACAAUUUUGUGUCAAGACCCAAAGGAAAGUGCUGAAGAUUUCUUAAUAAGAGCCUUGGAGCUUCGACAACAAGUGUUAUUUACUUCCCGUGUAAUGGAAGAGGAUGUUAAAUACUCACGUGAGUUAGUUCAAGCUGUUUUGUUAAGAGCGUUGGAAACAGGGAUCAAGAGUGAGACCAUUUGUGCAAAGAUGAGACCUGUGUUUAAGAAAUAUGACGUCACUGAUGAAGAGUUAAUUAAGGGAGUAGGUGAUGCAAUGUCUGAUGAGACGAAGCGAUUAAAUAAAUUAACCUUCUCGUCACGGAAACAAGCUGCAAAGGUAAAUUCCUGUAUGUAUGAUAAAGAUGGGCAAGAAUCGAAAGCAUCCAAGAAUGUACAAAGUGGAGAGAAAGGCAAGCGUGACACUUUAAUGAUGACAUUAGAGGCUGUCAAAACUGAUAUAGCUAAUAUCAAAAGUUAUAUAUGGCUGCAAAUAACAACCAAGGAUUCGGGAAUGAUGCAAAACAGAGACCAGCCUGCCCAAAGUGUAAGUCACAAGGAAAUGGGAAAUGUACCCAUUGUUAUAUAUGUGGUUCGGACGAACACUAUGCAAGGGGAUGCAAACAGAGAUCGGGAAACGGGCGAGGACUCCUUCAGAGGGACAGGAAGUAGUCCAAGAUAGCAACAAGUCUCAGUUCUGUUUGAGCCAGACCCUGAACAACCAUGGCCCACAGGUCUUGAAAUCGAAGAGACACUGACAAACAUAAAUAGUGGGUUCUUCUCCCGGGUGGUUAUUCAAGCGAGAAAUUCCACCAAUCAUGGAUAUUUUGCUUCCAAAAAGAACUAUACUUGGACGAUAACAAUUAGUAAAAUCUGUUACACCUGUUGAAGUUAUGGAAAAGUGUGAUAAAGAAGCACCAGCUAAUGGAGUGUCGGUAAAUGAUAAUAAGUUGAACACGAAUACCCCAAAGACCUUUUCCUUUUUGGAUACCCGUAGUUGAUUUAAAUGGUCUGACUGAGAAACAAAAAUUAGUCGCUCAACAAAUGCUUCUCGAAGAGUCAGAUUGUUUCUCACGAGAUGAAGAUAUCGGUUGUAGUGAAGAACUUAAAAUGAAGAUCAACUUAACAGAUAACAUCCCAGUUCAAAAGAGCUAUAUAAUUUAAUACUAAAGCCCUUAUAUGCAGAGGUAAAACAGUAUAUUGAGGAUCUUUUAAAUCGGAAAUUUAUACGUAAAUCUAAAUCAGCUUAUUCAUCACCUGUCGUUUAUGUUAGGAAGAAGGACGGUACUUUACAUUUGUGCGUUGAUUAUAGAGAACUCAACAGACGACGGACUAUUACGGAUCGUCACCCCCUACCCAAAGUCCAAACAACACUCGAGAAUAUCGGCGGAAACUCGUGGGUUUCCCUUUUAGAUCAGGGGAAAGCUUACCAUCAAGGGUUCAUAGAGACUGCGGAUCAACAUAAGCCCAUGGGGCCUCUAUGAGUGGGUAAGAAUCCCUUUUGGUUUAAAAAAUGCCCCUGCGGAAUUCCAACGAUUUAUGGAGUCGUGUCUGGAGGGACUUCGAGACGAAAUAUGUUUACCUUAUUUAGAUGACGUAAUAGUUUUUAGCAAGACUUUCGACGUUGAACACCUAAGAACUGUUAUAAGGCGUCUUCAAGAUCAUGGCGUAAAGCUCAAGCCUAAGAAUUGUAACCUGUUUCAUCGAGAAGUUCAUUGUCUUGGUCGAGUUGUCUCAGAAUGCGGAUAUAAAAUGGAUCCAACUCAGGUACAAGCAGUUCUGUCAUUAAAGAUUAGAAUAAACAACCCAAAACUGUUGGACAUUUAUUAGGAUUGUUAGGCUACUACAGAAGAUACAUUCAGGAUUUUUCUCGAGUUGGAAAACCCUUAUUCGACCUUCUCCAACGAUCAAAUGAACCGAGUAACGAUAAGUCGAAAACAUCCCAAGUACCAUCUUCCAAAAGUGUCUCAUGGAAGGACGAACAUAGUUCAAUUUUAGACCAAUUAGUGACGCGGAUUACGAGUGCUCCAAUUUUAACAUAUCCAGACUACAACGAACCAUUUGUUUUACAUAAGGACGCAUCUCAGGAAGGACUCGGUGCAGUAUUGUACCAAGAACAGAAUAGUGAAAUGCGCGUCAUCGGUUAUGGUUCACAAAAUCUGACCCCUGCCGAGAAAAACUAUUACCUACAUUCGGGAAAACUCGAAUUUUUAGCACUAAAAUGGGCGGUGCAUGUGCGAACAGUUUUGCGAUUAUUUAUAUUAUGCCAAGUCGUUCACAAUAUUUACGGACAAUAACCCAUUGACAUACGUGUUAACGUCUGCGAAAUUAAAUGCAACAGAGCACCGUUGGGUCGCAGAAUUAGCGGACUACAACUUUACCAUCAAAUAUAGACCUAGAGCAGCAAACAAGGACGCAGAUGCCUUAUCGAGAAUGCCGAUGGACAUAGAUGAAUAUAUGAAAUUGUGCACCAAAGAAACCUCGCAAGACAGCGCACAAGCGUGUAUGAUUGGAAUUCAGGCACAAGAACCGUGGAUUAUUGCGAUCAUAGCAAAUCCCGAGGUACUGAACACAAGCGAAUUAAUACCCGAAUUAAGUGCAUUACAAAAAUUGGACCCUAACGAAUUUAUACGAGCUCAAGACAGCGAUCUGUGCAUCGGGAAAGUCCGAACGUUAAAGGCAAAGAACACAUACCCAACAGAGGAAGAGAUAAACCGUCUAAUACCAGAGGCUAAAACUUUGCUGAGAGAUUGGAAAAGAUUAGAAAUAGGAACUCACGGAAUAUUGAGGAGAAAACGAGGACCAUUGAUGCAAUUGGUGCUGCCGCAUUGUUAUCGUAUGACAGUUUACAAAGAGCUUCAUUAGAAUAUGGGUCACCUGGGAGCUGAAGGAGUAUAGUUGAGCUUGCAAGGGAAAGGUUCUUUUGGCCGCACAUGCAAAGGAACAUUACGCACUUUGUAACCAAGGAAUGUAGCUGUGUGAAACAACGAGCUCCAGCGAAGAAAACGCGUGCCCCAUUGCAAAAAAAUAUAACUACUUAUGCGCCACUUGAACUCGUCUCAAUGGAUUUCCUACACCUUGAACGAAGCACUGGCGGGUACGAAUACAUUCUCGUAAUAGUCGACCACUUUACUCGUUUCGCACAAGCGUAUCCAACCAGGAAUAAAGAAGCGCGAACCGCCGCAGAAAACUGUACAACGAUUUUAUUCUUAAAUACUGAUUUCCAAGCCGGAUUCUACAUGAUCAGGGAUGGGAGUUCGAGAAUAAAUUAUUUCAUCAAUUAGAAAAAUCGUGUGGGAUAAUUCGAUCGAGAACAACACCGUAUCACCCACAAGGCAACGGUAAAGCAGAAAGAUUCAAUAGAACGCUUUUGUCCAUGCUAAAGACACUGCCAGAGAAUCAGAAAAAACGAUGGGACCAACAUGUCUCGAAAGUUGUACAUGCAUAUAAUUGCACGAGAAAUGAUGCUACCUGUUUUUCGCCAUUUUUCCCACUUUUCGGCCGUUCUCCAAGAUUACCGAUAGAUUUGAUGUUUGGUUGUAACAAAGUUGAAGACAGAUUCAACCACAAAUUAAGAUUAUGUGAAAAAGUGGUCUAGUGCAAUGAAUGACGCUUAUACAUUCGCCAGCGAACAUGCUAUUAAAAACAGUUCAAAAGGAAAGAGACAUGAUAAAGGUCGAGAAAUUCUACGUUAAUUAAAGCCUGGUGAUCGUGUACUAGUAUAGCCUGCGAACAGGCUCUCUUUGAACUCUCUUUGAAAUUUGAGAAAGAGCCUGCAGGCCUAGCUAAUAAAAACGCGUAUGUGCGUUGUUUAGAACGACGCAGGGUUCCCAUUGGUUGAAAUUGAAUUAACUACAUUAUACUGCCAUAAAAGGUAAUGAAAUUUACACAACAAUAGAUUCAAGGUGUCAACACAAAGUGCGGAAAUCGAAAAAUAUCGAUAGUUCUAUAGCGAUAAAAAAUGUAUUAGACGAGUUGUAUAGAAAACUAAAUCUUUGUUUAAAGUUAAAGGAUGCAGCAGUCAAAAGCUCUUAACAAUAUUCUAGACGGAAACGAUGUUUUUGCUGUAUAAGAGAGUUUGGCAAAUACAACGGCAACGUUCGUAUAUCAACAAUAGCAUCUUUACUCUAAGACAAAGGCGACUAUAAUUUCCAUUGUUGAGCAUUCUAGUACGCCGUAGUUGCAUGUUCAAACUCAAGUUGUUGCGGUGUUUAUGUGAAUUCACUUACUAUUGCUACUUCAGGGAAUUUCAGGGUUGUUUGAAAGAAAGACAAGUGCUUUUAAAAGUUUAGAAAUGUAUGUUUUCGCUUAAAUACAAAAGUAUAAGUAAUUUUGUUUUCUGCCGUCGCCUUUGUUGGUUGCCAAACUCACUAAUGACACUAGUAUUACCGACAGGCUAUACUGUAUAUAUACGGCAAAAACUUAAUAUUCCAACUUUCGGCCCUUGUCGAGGAGAGAGAAAGAAAAGAACCCGCUAUAGCCAUCAUCAUUUAUUCAUUUAAUUUGUCCUCUAAUUAGUAUUAUAGAGGGCCAAAUGGAAGAAGCUAAGGACCUUGGUAUGAGUUCGGUUUGCGUUAAUGACGAACCGAACAUAGAGGACAUAAAAUCGGGGAAAUUUCAUUUGAUAUUUGGAUCGGCCGAAAACGUUCUUAAACAAGUGUUUUCUUGACGCUUUAAAAUAUUCAAGUUGUCAUUUGCGUAAUCGUUUGGUUGAUUUUGUUAUAGACGAGUCUCACGUCAUUGAGACGUGGACUGGAGAAAGGAAAAUACAAAUUCAAAAUGCACACUGUAUUUUUAUGCCUGUCCCGCAUAGUCUUUCAGACCAUUCUGGACCUCUCUCACAAACAAUCCCGAUAUUUUGCAAAAGAACUUCAAAACUAUCUUUAGCCCUACUGUUGGCUUGAGCAAGUCACUAUUGAAAUGGACUUCCAUGUAUCUCCGUAUGUUACUUUUAAAGAAGCAUUGCAACAACGGCAAAAUUCGUUCAAAUGUUCAGCGUUUUUUGCGUGUAUAAAUGUUUUUGUAGUUUUUUUCCAACUUGACAUUGCAGACUUGUUGUAAACAAUCAUGCGUUGAAAUCGAGAUUUGCGUUUUGUUUACAUAUAUUCGCAGGCUAUUACAUAAGGCGUGUCUGUAUUAAUUUGUUACAUUGUAUUUUACAUUUGAUUGACAAACUAUAAAUAGUGAUGGGCACAGACGUAUUCUUAUUGACUAAACUGGCAGGCUCUAAUUCAAUUCAAAGAGCCUGUUCGCAGGCUAGUACUAGUAAGGAAUUUAAGUGAACGGGGUGGUCCAGGGAAGUUGAGAUCGCACUGGGAGAAAGACAUCCACAUUGUCGUAAAUUGCAUGCCGGACAGUCCCGUGUAUGAAGUGAAACCAGAAGCGAAAGACGGAAGGAAACGAUUAUUUCAUCGGAAUCUUUUGUUACCGUGCGAUUUCCUACCACUCACACCGGAACCACAAGAAAAAACAAGUCCAAAAACCGUUCAAAAGAAAGAUAAAGGCCCAAUUGAAACUGCACAUGGAACAGCAGAACAGUGUGAAAGUGAUAGUGAUGACUCGGAGAUUUUGAUUCACAUAUUAUCUGAACAGAGAAAUUUUGAAAACGAUUCAUUACAAGGAAACGAAGCGGGUGACCGAAGUGAAUCUGACACGGCGGAUCCAGCAGACGAUAUAUCGCAAAACCAAGCAGCAGAGAACACUCAGAAGCCUAACCUGAACACGCAGCUGGAAGAACAACAAAAUGAAGAACCAAUACAACCUGCAUCCGAAUCCCCACCUGCCCCACCAACACGACGAAGUACGCGAGUAAGGUAUGCACCAAACCCUUUAAACUACAACCACCUUGGAAACCCAGAGCACUUCGUGUCGUCAGUUAAUGCAACACCAAUCUUUUCCCCAUUUACCUAUCCACAGAGUUACCCACUGCCGCCACUGGCGCCAUUUAUUCCACCACCAUGGUCCUCUCCGUGGAUCCCUCCAUUUCCUCAUCCCUUCUACCCUCCAGUAAUCUACCAAUGUCCGUGUUGGAACUCACAUUAUUUGACGCCCUUUAACAUGGGUUACUAGACGUUUAAAUUUAUAAUAAUUAUUAGUAUUUGGUUUUUGAACUUUAGGAUAAGUAGAUAUAUACUACUUUAAAACCUGUUACAAUGCAGAAGUAUUGAAGAGUUGUUAGUUAUUACGUGAAAAGGUAUGGACAAAGUUAAGAUAUCAGACGAAGAUGUUGUUUACCUGGCCAGUAAGCAGCAAAUUCCUAAUAAUUUAAACUUGAAGAACACGAAGGACUCGAAAAAUAUUGUUUAUUAUAGAACUAAAUCCACUUGGAUUCGUUAACAUUCACAUCUUAAUGUUAAAGAACACUCUUUUUAGGAGGGGAGUGUGUCACGUGACCAAUUUAGAUCACCCUGUCUUGGGUACCCUGUAGAAAGACAGUCACGCGACGAAGCAGCAUGCUUGAAUUUUGUACUUUUUACUAGCUUUAUUAAAACGAUACUUACACCAACAAAAUAUAGUAUUUCGCGUGAUAGUUGAACGGGUAACAUUCCUCAGCAAAUGAAACGAAUUUUUACAUUAUUUUUUAGUAUCUACGAUCCUUUAUUAAUGAAACCAUCGUUCACAAAGUGGAGAGACGCCAAGUCAGCCAAUGAAACUCCGUAUUCACAACGCCAAAGUAAGAUAAAAAUGUCUGUAAUUUUUCUCAACAGUGGUAACUGCAUGUGAUACUAACAUUGUGUUAUCAUCACUUCCUGAUUGACAUAGAUGAAGCUCCUAGCACUAAGAAACACCCGGACAAUCUUCAUCAUAGAACAGCUGUCCAGCAAAGAGCAGUCAAAACCUAGAUAAUAAAAUAUAAUUUUAUUGCCGUGGUUAAAACAAGACUUAUAUUGUUUUUGAUAUUACUCUUAGCGUAUAUACACAUCGUAUUCGAACCUACCUGACCGCGUAGCUCAGUUGCCAGAGCAUUGGGCUAUAGUAUUCCAAAGGUCGUAGGUUCGAUUCCGACCGUGGCCAGGCAUAUUUUUCAAGCUUGCCCGGUGUGGAUAUACACUCAGAGUAACAUCACAAACAUCAUAUUCACCUGAGUACAUAACACCACCACAGACAAAAAUCAAGACUUAUAUAUACGCUUAUAUAUGCUCACUUAUAUGUUUGGGUUAGUAAUAUUAUAACGAAAAAUUUGCUUGCAAACUAUAAGGUUGAAAUAUAUACUAAAACUGAGAAAGCUACAAUAAAUUGCCUUCAAAGAUUGGAAGCAUUUAGUAUAAGUCUUCGUCGUCCUGGCCAAGGGCGGUUCUAUAUAUGCAUAGAUAUAUUUAUGUGCAUGCAUGGCUUGAGAUUGUUUAACUUUUAAAAUCAUUUAAAAUACUCAAUUUUAAUAUCGUUUCCAGCCUAUGGGGUUCAUCCUAUACUUGUUGAUGUUGCGACGGGGACACCACUUGCAAGCCAAGCAAUCAGAUUCUUUCCAGAAUGGACCGAAAAAGAUGUAAGUCUACCUUUCAAUAUUUUCCAAUACCCGCGGCAAUUGUUUUAAAAAUUAAAAAAAUAGGAUAAUAUUCGCUGGAAUGCAGUUUGGUCAAUUCAAUGAAUUUUGUAAAAAUCACUGCAAACGAUACAAGAAUAUUUAAAGGCACAUACAGCAUUUAAGAAUGCUCUUGUGCGGCAACUGUUGGGAAAGGUAUAUAUACUCUUGCUAAAGCCUGGUUUCCAUAUGGUCGUAUAACGGUCGUGAAGAUUGAGUCACGAUCUUUCUCAUCAGCCGAAAUACAACAUUUUAGAACUGAAGUACAACAUUUUAGAAUUUAUAUGUGGUUUACAAUAUAUACAUAAACUAUUAUAAACUGGCCUUUGAGAAAGAUCGUGAUUCUAUUUUUACGACCAUUACGACCGUAACCACUUCUGCAACGACAGGAAUUUAGAAUGAUAUUAUUGAACGUCUUUUUGCAUGUUUUUUCAUCAUACACUUCCUAAAAUUUUAGAUCAAAGAAAUGUUUGAACAGUUUCGAAAGUUCGAUACAAAUAACGACUUUCACUUGGAUUCCGAGGAGGUAAGCAUCUUUAUCAUCUGUAUUAUGUUCAGAUGAUUAAUAGAUAGUUAAUUUAUAUAUGAUAAAAUGUUUGCAUGCUUAAUGCAUACAUUAAAGUAAAAAUAGUGUACAUGGCAGUACAUGAAUUCCAGUAGAGCAAAUUUGAAACGCGAACUUUGUUCUUACUUGCAUAAAACUCGGAGUCUUGGACAAAGAAAAUUUUGAAGAAAAUUUUUAUAUUUCAUGCAGUGUGUCAUUCCAGUGGCAGAUCUCAUCCUCGUACCCAGGGUGUUUUUGGGAAAGACCCUGGUAUCGGUUGGUCACGUGACUCUACAAAAAUUAAUUGCCCAUGGGGGAGUGGCAAAGUAUCAAAUUACAUGCUUCCACUGAAAACGUUAAAGUUCAAAUACCAGGAGUAGGAUUUUACGAUACAUAGUUCGAAGCGCCCGCUAACUUCUAUUUUAUACCUCUGUUAAUCUGUUUGCUUUUAAAUUACAAAAACACUGUGGCAUUUUAUAACAGUCAAGUCAAGAAACAAAUAAAAAAUGUAUACUCUUGGGUAUUCUCUCACAAACAUAUUUUCAUAUCCAACUGGUCAGUCGUCAACGUUUGUAUAUUUUCACUUUUAUCUGUUCCUAAAAUAUGCCAUUAGAUUUGUUGUUUGAAAACGUUGAUAAAAUUUGUGCAGAUUUACUAAUAAGCACGCGUCUUAUUUAUUGAAGGUUGAUAAAAUUUUGAAAUGUAACUUUUUGUCACAAAUCACAAUGUAAACAUGUGGACACUGCCGAUGGUUUAUCUUUGAAAAUACUUUUAAUUAAAUAGUUCAUCAUAUUUAUUAAAAAACCUGUAGAUAGGUAGGGUAGGAGGUUGGCAGGUAGUAAAGUACAACAAUUUUCAGCCCCAGGGCGUAUAUGCAUGAUCAGGUGGUAUAUACAAUCAAGGCUUUAGCCUGAUAAUUUUUUGGCCUCGAUGCAUUAAGUAAUGGGGUAACAGCAAUAUUUAUAACAGUAUUUUUCUGAUAUACAGCACACAUUUUAUAAUAUGAACAUAGUCAUAGAUAAUUCCAUAAAUCACGGAAUAAACCACGACAUAAACACUGAUAUCACACUCAGUCUGAUAUGCACAUGCAGUCUGCAUAUAUACCCACCACGGAUACAACACUUACUUAGUCUUAGAGUUUGAUUCAGUAUUAUAUUUCACAAAGUAGUUCAUUACAGUAAAGUAAUUUCAUUACAGUAAAGCUAAUGUCACAAUUACACCCGUUUUCAAAAUUACGCGACCAACGACGAAAAUGCUAGAGUUGACAUGUCAGUUUUAUGUCAUUCGGUCACGAAGUUCAAACUUUGAGUUUUGCGAUUCCUUUUCGAUGUAUAUGCUUUGUAUGCUUUAUAUAAACAGGCUUACAAUGAUUUUCAAGAUAUUUUAGUGAGAAUUAUUGCAAAAUUUAAGCAUGACAAAAUCAUAACAUGACCGUUAUAGUCUAGCGCGCGUGUUUUAUACUGACAGCUAAAUUCGAGGAUAAAUUGUUAUUUUUCAAACUUUAAAAGUCAUUCACGGCACAUAUUUCUGUUGUGAUCGCUUGUAUUGUGCUUUAGUUUGUAUAUCUAAGUUAUCUAACUCAUUUUUGUUCAGCUUUGCUAUUAAAUACGGUUUAAGAGCAGCUCCGCGUAAAUAUCAACCGAAGUCGUGCAAUAUAAAAAAAUCGAAAAUUCUGAAAUUUUGUCAGAAUAAUCAUUUUGGGUCGCUUAUUAACGGAAAAUAAUUCUAAGAUCGAUUGAACGAAUAUUGAGGCGGGGGGAACUCGUCAUUGCUGAGAAGCUCUGAGACCAAGGAAAUAGUUCGGAAAAUAGGGCUGCGUGUCAGCGCAAUUUGAGGGGAAAACACAGCGUUGUUGGCCAAACAAAAUACAUCACGCUAAAGGCAGGUAAAUACUUCCGCUCUCUGCGGAUUUGCAAGGCAAUCAAAAUAAAGUAGAAUUUUUGACAGAUUUUUGAAAUUUAAUCUUCCUGUCGGACAUUUCCUGACACCCAAUUUAAGUAAUUUUUGAGCGCGAUAAAUCCAGCAUGAUACAUGUUUUUUUGGAAACUUGUUAUAUUUUUCGAGUAGAGUAACUCAUAUCCUCUAGAAUGAUGCCAUAAGCUUUUUGGGAACUCUAAAUUUGCGCAGUUGAGAACGGGUUGAAGUACAACCACUUGAGCGCUGAAAUGACCUUUGACACACAGCCGCCGAGAGCGGUAAACACACAAUAUGUAGCUAAAAGAUUAUUUUCUCCGUAGAAAUAAUGGACAAAACGACAACCAGAGUUUAAAUAAUUCAUAAACAAUGCAGUGUGGUCAAUAGUAGUAUCAAUAUUUGAAGAAAAUGUACAUUAUACGAGUUCUUACCUAGCUAUGAGACCUGAGACUUUGUAACAAAUGAUCAAUUACUGCGAGACAGUUCAACAUUCUUCAGAAUAUUUUCGUUAUUUCCUUGCCUACAUGAUCGUUCGAUACAGUCAGUCACAUGUUAGGUUGUUGCAGAAUUACCAAUCGACCACUGUCUUGCCGUUAAUAGGAAUUAAGAAGAGAAUUGUGGCGCGAUUUGUGAAACACAGUGUUUGGCAAAAUAGUGUAAACAAUGCAAGGACAUGAUUACUUGCACAGGUUACCCGAACUGGUCGCCGAAGGCUACACACUAUUAAAGGACUUGCCUUAUUUCUUGAAUUUUUACAUGAGUGUGGGCAAUAUCAGUUUGAAUAGAAUUUCAUUAUCCUGUGUUGCAGCUAUGGGAAAUAAAAUAAAUAACAGUGUGCGACUGCAAAUCGAUGUCAGUCGUGGUGAUGCGUAGACUGCCAGGGUUUGACAGCUAACAGGAAAUGUCAACAUGUUGCAUCAAUUAAUAUUCGACCACACUGCUAGUAACUUUAAUCGAAAGUCACUCGAAAUUCAUUCAGCAUACUGAUAGGGUGGUGUAGAGUACUUGCCACGAGUCGACCAUGUGGGAGGGAGGGCGCUGGGGAAGGAGGGCGCGGGGGAGGGAUCGCGCGACCCCCGCUUGCAGGAAUUUAAAUCGCAUUAAAAAUUUUGGCGCGAAUAAUUUUGACAUAUUAAAAAGGGUGUGUACAUUUCAUACAAUUACUUCACCGCGCGCCGACAAUGGGUCUACAAAAAACACAAAAUCUUUCUCAAGAAUUGAUAUUUCUUUGUCCCCGAAUGAAACAGUUAUCACCGAUUGUGGAAACGAAAUAACUGACCCAAGUAAGCGCCGAAAGUUAAUGUAUCAACAAAAACAAGUGCAUGUAAAAACUUAUUGAUUCUGGACAGUUGUUUGUCUAACAAUGUGUGCCGUAAUUGUGUCGACAAGAAUAGUAUUUACAUUGUUUACUCUGUUUGCUUCAAUAAUAAAUAUUUGUUCAACAAAAAAGCCUGAGAAUAUAAUAUUAUUUUUAGACUCCUUCGAUAAUGACCAAUAAUGUAAACCGCUUCGGCCUUCAAUGUAAACAAUGACGUCACCGGUGGAUUUUUCCACCGGUGAUAUUUGGCGCGCUGCAAGUGACAAAAGUCCUUUCCACAGAGGAAGUGAAGCGCACCAUAAAAGGGUCUGGAAAGGACGUUAGAAAGUCUAUAUAGGGUCACACAAUCAAGUUUCAUUUGUACAGUUUAUUGAAGCGGAGAUUUUUAAGCUCCAUAUCAGCGUUUGAAUGCACGCACGUGAACGCCAUGGAAUGUGGCUACGCCAGGUACGUUGGCGGGCCUUGCGGCGGGAGUCAGCAGAGCCCACAUACAAGGCAAUGUCUCAGAAUUGCUGACUGUAGUAAGGAUAUACGGGAUUAUUUGAGGUUCUUGAAAGUUGGAGACCCAUCAAUCACUUCUGAGGCCAGUCUAUUACUCGCACGUGCAGGUAUGUUUCGAUUAUACCCUACCAUGUGUUGGCUAUCAACAGAAUUACAGAAUAUACUGGACUGUAUUUUCAUAUACAAUGCUUGUCAAUUGAAUUGUGACCCUGGCUGAGAUAGAGAGCAACCACAAUGCAUAUGUCACAUGUCCUUGUAUACAUGUAGGUCUCUUUGGUCCUGAAGAAAAUCACGGCAACAUUACUAUUUGUCCUCGGCAUCGCGAUAGCCAUGGAAUUCGCUGGCGGUGCAACCGCAGAAAUUGUGUCUGUCCCGCAAGCUGGGCAGUACACGGAAGUGCUAAAGCAGAACGGCCAAUAACGAAGGAACAAUCAGAGAAGCUACUGAACCUUACUCAUGUGCUUGUUCCAGUAGGAUCUGGUAAGCAAGGACAUGCAAUCGGAAUCGAAAAAAAUAUGUCAUGAGUUUUUUUCUAGUUAACAUUUUUCUUCGUUUUGCAAAGGUAUUUGUACAAGAUGUCGCAAACGCCUGACAGCUGAGAGCAAAAGAGCAGAGCAGUCCGUGGAAGUCGAAACACCUGUCGCGUAUGAAGGUGACGUCCAAGAGAGUCAAGAUCGCCCGUUAACGUCAGAAUGCGAAGACAUCCACGAGCAACAGGUACUAUACGAAUAUGACCUACUAAACGCCACUAGAUGCACCGAACACUUUGUGGGACGACACUUCAUGGAAUAGGCAGAGUGGUAUUCACGCACUAGUGCCAUGCAUGAAUGACCGCUAAUCAAUAAUAUUAGUCUUUUUUCUUCAAUACAGGAAUGUCCACAGGAUGUAUUAGAUUUGUGUGAUUCAUUUCUCAACUUAUCCAUUGAGGAAAGAGAUCUAGAUCACAGUGCCAGUAUGUUUGUUCCAGAAGAGCCGACAAGCAGCAGUACAACAUCAAGCGACGAAACGGUAGAAGAAACCCUGACAUCUAGAAGAACGCAGCUAAACUGUUUUCUAGAAAACUGUGGUGUGACAUCAAGGAUUGGUCCAUGCAAGAAAACGUGGGCGGAGACCAGCGCGCGAACGAGGAGGAACCAUGUGGAGAAGGCGCGGGAUGCAAUAGUGGCGAUGUUAGAUGUGGUGACACCAAGUGAUGGGGCACUUCUCUGGGAAGCGCUGCAGUCAUCGGCACUUGUGGAUGAGGCUCUGGGGAUACAAAAAACAUCUCCCGCAGAGGAAAAGUAUCUACUAGCACUCGCAGAAACAUACAGAAAUGCCUCUGGAUGGGACACGCGAAGACAAAUUCUUUCUGUGAUGGCCGACAUUGUACCCUUCGCAUGCCUACAGCAGUAUUUGCCCAAUGUCACUGAAUACCGCGUCAAGAUUGCACGAAGUCACAGGCUGACGUUCGGUAGAGGCCUUCCCCGACCACCUACUAAAAGAGCACGAAUGAAAGUGGAUAACAGCCAGCUAGACCACUUCCUCACAUUCAUCACCAGCGGACAUAUCGUAGAAGACCUGCCCUUUGGACAGAAGUACCUGAAAUUUUCCACUGGAGAGAUCCUUGAAACGCCAAACGUCAUCAGAAGUAUGAUCCCUGAGCGUAUUGUUCAGCAAUACCAGCAUUAUUGUGAGGAGACAGCGUUCACUCCAUUUGGCCGAACCACCAUAUUGAACAUCCUAUCCGAAUGUUCUGCAACUGUGCGCAAGUCUUUACAGGGACUUGACUACAUCGCUGCCAACGGAAGCAAAGCCUUUGAUGACCUGUGUGCUGCUGUGACGCGCCUUCACGAGUGUGGAUCAAUCUCCAGGGAGUCCAAAGACGAAUGGCAAAGUUUACUGAAAUCGGGUAAACACUAUUUGAAGUCCGACUACAAGGUAAAGUGCACUAGAACAGUGGUAAUCCAUCUUGAUUUGUAAUUGUCUUAUAAUUAAUAUAGCAAAUUUAAUAACUAUAACCUCAAUUUGUAGGUUCUUGUGUCGAGAUCGAGCACUGUAGCUGACCACUGCACCACAUUUGCGCUGAGUGAAGCAAAAGACAAAUGUUUCAGUAGCACUUGCGACCAUACACACGAUGACGCGUGUCCACAGUGUGAAACCCUCGACAAUGUGCUGGCCGAUAUUGGAGAUGUCUUCAAUAACGAUGCCAUUGCAGAGGAUGAACUAGUGGAUCUCCGGUACACCUGCCAGAAAGCGACACAAGAUGCCAAGUCAUGGAAAGGGCACCAACUUCGAAGCAUCACACAAGAUGAGUCUCGACUAGACGUUCUGAGGCGGCUUGAUCAGUCAUCUGUGCUUAUAACAAACGACUGGGCAAUGAAGUUUCUACCUCAGAAGUACAGGGAAUAA